This is a messenger RNA of Pelobates cultripes (western spadefoot toad), 44615 nucleotides long. NCBI's taxonomy places the organism in Eukaryota, Metazoa, Chordata, Amphibia, Anura, Pelobatidae. The record is from the annotation of a GenBank genome assembly.
ACUUCCUGUGUGCUUGGUUACCUAGUGACGGGACAACUCCACAUCUCGGAGUAUCUCAGAGGGUUCACCGCUCCUGGGGGUCUGCCAGUAUCGGUAAUUAGCGGAGCCCACCCUCCGCCGCUGCCAUGUUUAUUUACCUGAGCAAGAAGGUAGGUGGCAUUCACACAGGUGGCAUGUCUGGUGGGCGGCAUGAUCAGUGAAAAGCCUCAUUCUCCCCAUGCUCUCAUUAUUAAUUAUUAUUAUUAUGUUAGUUCUUUGUCUUGCAUUAUGUUAUCCCAAUAGCACAGUGAUGGCAUUGGCUGCUAACCCGGGCACCUCUGAUGUUUCUGAACUCCAUCUCAAAUGUUCAUCAGCCUUAAGGAAAAAAAACAUCUAUCAAUCUAGUAUCAAUCAAUGUAUUAAUUAUCUAUCAAUCUGUCAUCUAUCUAUGUAUCAAUUAUCAAUCUAUUAAUUAUCUAUCAAUCUGUAUCAAUCUAUCUAUUAGCUAUCAUUCAUCUAUAUAUCUAUUAUCUAUCUAAUAUCAAUCAAUCCUAUUAUCUAUCAAUCUGUAUCAAUCAAUCUAUCUAUUAGCUAUCAUUCAUCUAUAUAUCUAUUAUCUAUCAAUCUAAUAUCUAUCAAUCAAUCUAUUAAUUAUCUAUCAAUCUGUAUCAAUCUAUCUAUUAGCUAUCAUUCAUCUAUAUAUCUAUUAUCUAUCAAUCUAAUAUCUAUCAAUCAAUCUAUUAUCUAUCAAUCUGUAUCAAUCUAUCUAUUAGCUAUCAUUCAUCUAUAUAUCUAUUAUCUAUCAAUCUAAUAUCUAUCAAUCAAUCUAUUAAUUAUCUAUCAAUCUGUAUCAAUCUAUCUAUUAGCUAUCAUUCAUCUAUAUAUCUAUUAUCUAUCAAUCUAAUAUCUAUCAAUCAAUCUAUUAAUUAUCUAUCAAUCUGUAUCAAUCUAUUAGCUAUCAUUCAUCUAUAUAUCUAUUAUCUAUCAAUCUAAUAUCUAUCAAUCUAUUAAUUAUCUAUCAAUCUGUAUCAAUCUAUCUAUUAGCUAUCAUUCAUCUAUAUAUCUAUUAUCUAUCAAUCUAAUAUCUAUCAAUCUAUUAUUAUCUAUCAAUCUGUAUCAAUCUAUCUAUUAGCUAUCAUUCAUCUAUAUAUCUAUUAUCUAUCAAUCUAAUAUCUAUCAAUCAAUCUAUUAAUUAUCUAUCAAUCUGUAUCAAUCUAUCUAUUAGCUAUCAUUCAUCUAUAUAUCUAUUAUCUAUCAAUCUAAUAUCUAUCAAUCAAUCUAUUAUCUAUCAAUCUGUAUCAAUCUAUCUAUUAGCUAUCAUUCAUCUAUAUAUCUAUUAUCUAUCAAUCUAAUAUCUAUCAAUCAAUCUAUUAAUUAUCUAUCAAUCUGUAUCAAUCUAUCUAUUAGCUAUCAUUCAUCUAUAUAUCUAUUAUCUAUCAAUCUAAUAUCUAUCAAUCAAUCUAUUAAUUAUCUAUCAAUCUGUAUCAAUCUAUCUAUUAGCUAUCAUUCAUCUAUAUAUCUAUUAUCUAUCAAUCUAAUAUCUAUCAAUCUAUUAAUUAUCUAUCAAUCUGUAUCAAUCUAUCUAUUAGCUAUCAUUCAUCUAUAUAUCUAUUAUCUAUCAAUCUAAUAUCUAUCAAUCUAUUAUUUAUCUAUCAAUCUGUAUCAAUCAAUCUAUAUUAGCUAUCAUUCGUCUAUAUAUCUAUUAUCUAUCAAUCUAAUCUCAAUCAAUCUAUUAAUUAUCUAUCAAUCAGCUAUCAUUCAUCUAUAUAUCAAUUAUCUAUUAGCUAUCCAUAUAUCAAUUAUCAAUCUAGUAUCUAUCAAUCAAUCCAUUAAUUAUCUAUCAAUCUGUAUCAAUUAAUCUAUUAGCUAUCAUUCAUCUAUAUAUCAAUUAUCUAUCAAUCUAGUAUCUAUCAAUCUAUUAUCUAUCAAUCUAUAUCUAUUAGCUAGCAUUCAUCUAUAUAUCAAUUAUUUAUCUAUUAGCUAUCCAUAUAUUAAUUAUCUAUUAAUUAUCUAUCAAUCUAUAUCUAUUAGCUAGCAUUCAUCUAUAUAUCAAUUAUCUAUCUAUUAGCUAUCCAUAUAUCAAUUAUCUAUCAAUCUAGUAUCUAUCAAUCUAGUAUCUAUCAAUCUAGUAUCUAUCAAUCUAUUAAUUAUCUAUCAAUCUAUAUCUAUUAGCUAUCAUUCAUCUAUAUAUCAAUUAUCUAUCUAUUAGCUAUCCAUAUAUCAAUUAUCUAUCAAUCUAGUAUCUAUCAAUCUAUUAAUUAUCUAUCAAUCUGUCAUCUAUGUGUCCAUUAUCUAUCUAUCCUAUCUAUCUAGUAUCUAUCAAUCUAUUAUCUAUCAAUCUAUAUCUAUCUAUUAGCUAUCAUUCAUCUAUAUAUCAAUUAUCUAUCCAUCUCUCUAUCUAUAAAAAUAUAAAAUGUAUGUUUGGUAAAGCACUGGGACAAACUCCUCACUGCAACCUAAAAGUCUCUGUUUUUCCAAAUAGAUGCUUCUCAUAGAGGGGCAUUGUAGACUCAUGUCACAUGCUCUCUCCCAAUCCAGCGAUUCCCACACCAGACGAUGACGUCUUAACUUGUUCCAACUUCGUCAACGAUGCUUGUGUGGGUGCACUGCCAGUACUCCUUGUUUACACAAUGUGGGUUGUGUUUAUUUUGGCGUCACAUGUGAUGCAGGCCAGUCAGAGGCAACAGCUCUUUUGUCAUAUAUUCAUUGCCCUAUCAUUGUCCUCAUGUACUAUACUUUUACAUUUAGCCCCCAUCCGUUGCCAAUGGGGGCUAACUGAGGGUCCGCUCCGCUGCUCCUGGGUGGGGGCCGGGAGGAGGGGAGUCAAUAAGUCCCCCCCUCCUCAUUUUACUUGGGGCCCCCAUCCGCCGCUUAUGGGUGGGGGCCAGAGGAGGGAGACAAUAGGUCCCCUCUCUCCUUUUGUUACUUUUGGCCUCCACCAGCCGCUCAUGGGUGGGGGCCGGAAGGGGGAGACAAUAGCUGCCCCCCUCCUUUUGUUACUUAGGGCCCCCACCCGCCGCUCAUGGGUGGAGGCCGGGAGGAGUCAGUAUGCCCCUCCCCUUUUGUAAUUACACUCUCACCCGUGGCUCAUGGGUGCGGGCUGCGUGGGGGGAACCCGUUCCUUUGAAUAGCCUGGACACCAUGGGCACCUGUACUAGGUCCCCCAUGAAUUGAGUCAGGGGGUGAGGAGCUUAUUUUUUUAGAGCAGUGAGCAGGCACAGGCUGCUCACUGUUUAGUUGACAUGCCCUUACUCUCUGUAAAGCGAGUAGGGGCAUUUGGGAGAUUUUAAUCUCCUUUAUGCUAAUAUGGGGGUCAUAUUGACUCCCAUAGAGUAAGGGAGGAGAUGGGGGGCUUAGGAAGUGGCAGGGAGCACUGCUCCCUGCCGCUUCUAUUUUUACAUAUUACAAAGAGGGAGCUGUGCACCGGUAGCCCCCUCCUUGUAAUAAACUAAACGAACACCGACAUUCGAUGUUUGUUUGAAAUUUCUAUUCAUUUGUCUUUCUGCCGAAUUAAUAAAUAGACGAAAUUCUCGUAGCAAAUGCCCAAGUAUUUAACCGGGCAUGCACGGGAAUUUUCAUUUUUUUUUUUCAUUUCAGACGUGUACCUGCCCUGCAUAAGUUUGAAAAUGCUUAUGUAAUUCAGGCCUUGGUACAAUGUCAUCGUCAAUAAGCCGCAGGCAGGUAUUCCUGCAAAUCUAUUGAUUUUAAUAAUCCCUCCCACCCGGAUCCCCCCUAUCUCUGUAUUAAUUCUUAGUAUAAGUUUUUUGUCUGUCUACUUUACUCAUCUGGACUUGGAGAAAGAGAGCCUCUUAUAUCCUAUAUAGUCUCCCUUCAUCUGGUCUUAAAAAAAAAAAAAAAAAGAGAGGUCACUGCAUAGAAAAAAGAGAGCCUGAUAUAUUAUCCAUUUUGUUUAUCCAUGUGUCCCAGUCUUCUGUUUGCUUAUAUCUGUAGAAUUCCCCAGAAUACCCCUUUCCAUUCUUGAUUGCCAUAUAACUUGUUUUAUUAGUUCAUUGAUGCAUGGAAUUAUCCCUGUUUUUCAAUUUCCUGCUAAGAGUAAUUUAGCUGCCGUAAUUAUGUGUAAUAUUAACAUUUUAGUAAAACCACUUCAGGCUUAAGAGGUAAAUUUAUUCCCGUUAUUUGAUGUAUUAUCUAAAUUACUUCUUUCCAAAAUUUGUUUAUGAAUGUGCACUGCCACCAGAUAUGGAUCAUAUUACCUUCAUAAAUAUAUUGCAUUUCCAGCAUCUGUCUGAUAACUGGGAAGAUUUUCUUUAAGCGUUCCGCUGCAAUUUCACAGUGCUAUCUAGUGUGGGCAGAUGACUUGUCCCACAGGGACUUCAUCUACCCACACAAAGAUGGCGGCGCCCAGGACCUAGGUCCGGGCAUAAAUGAAACUUAUUAAAAAAAAGUGAAUUGGGGUACAAUAAAAUGUAAAGUGCCGCUUUAAGCUAUGUAUUUGCACCGUGGGAGAGCAGUCACGUUGUAAAUAAAGUUAUUAUUAUUCAAGCCCCAUUAGUAUAUAGUUUACGUAUUUGUUCUCCUUAAAUCUGAGCCUCCCUAAAUUUCAAAAUUUUGGAUGACGUGGACUCUAAAAAUGUUACCAUCAACAUCUAACAUUUUUCAGAUAUUUUAUUUUGAAUUGAAUAUGUUUUACAAAAACAAUUGUUAUGACAUCUGCCGGUUAACUUAAUAGUAAUGUUCAGUAGAGUAGAAAGCUUCCCCCCCCCAUGUUUUCCAAUCAGAAGAGACCGAAUGCUAAAUGACCAAUACCAUACAUCCUUCCUAUUCUUCUGUUAGAAUGCGUUGUCCUAUCAUGAUGCUUGUUCGAGGAGCUGAAUUCCUACUGGUUGCUAGACAAUCCCUUAACCCUAAACACUAAUUGCAAUACCUAACCAUAUUCUCCAGUGAUCAAUUAUAUUAUAAAGAUAGAGCAUUACAAAAUAAACAAAAAAGAUACACAGCUGUUUAGCUUCCCUCUGUUCACUGCAGAAGUUUGUGAGAAGUAGUUUCCCCAGAAGUAAUUUCACUCGUCACUUUGGAAUGAGUGGAACUGCUCCGUAAACUGGAAAGACAUACUGCAGAUGCUAUACACAUAAGCACACUUCACUGUUUAGUGAAUCUGCCAUGUUAAGCUCUUAGGAGAGCUGUUAGAGGGGACAGUGAUCAAAUAAGAAUUCUUAUGAUGGUAGUGUUUUUCGCUGUGCUUAGGUUGUUGGACACUCUAUUUUUUUUUGUAAAUAUAAUUUGUAUUUUCGUUUCGAGGCAGUUAUACUUCGUUUGGACUCGCAGGUCCGUCACUUGGUAAGUGCAAAGAGUAAGUCAGCAGCGUUGUAAAGGUAUAUAACAGUGCGAGCUCGCAGGUUGGACGCUCUAUUAACAAUAAUAAAACUACAUUUUUUAUCCAGCGCCAUCCCGAUCUUGACCAUACAGCCUCUACUCCAAUUCUGAGAUCAUCCUUAUGGAUGUUCUUGGGCCAAUCCAAUGAUUCUCCUAGAGAAGCAUAUAGUGGUUAUGGUGCUUGGGAGUGUUCCUUUCAGUAAAAUGCUGCUUACUUUGUAUUGCCCUGACUAGUUUUGUGCUUUCUGUAGCACUGGCUUGACUUUCUUUAACCAUUGCAAGCUCAUUAAUAAACAGAAAUGGACCCAAAACAGAUCCCUGAGGGGACUCCAUUUACCACAUUUGUACAACUUGAAAACUUUCUAUUAACAACUACUCUUUGCAAGCUGUCUUUAAGUCAUAGUGCGAUCCAAAUACAUACAUAUCCAGUGCUUUACCAAAAUCUAAAAUGAUCACAUUCACGAUACACCCUGAUCUAUACUACUUCUGACAUCUUCAAAGAAUGAAAGUUGUAGUCACCAACAGCUCCGGAUCCUGCAUCAGCCACUCAAGUUUAACCUUGAAAAAGUCAGUGUUUAUAAUGAUUCCCAUGAUAUUUGAAACUCUUGGAAGUGCAAUGUUCAUUGGGUGCCUUCAUUAAAAACUUUGGACGUCUUGGGUUUCGAUGAUGCAUAUCCAGCUAUGAGGGGUCCGAGGACAUGCUCUUAUUUGUUUGAGGAAAUUCUAUAAUUGUAAAUAACAUGUAAAAUCAAGAUUUGGAAAUAAAAUGUUUUUUUUUUGUUUGUUUUUUUAGAUUGCCAUCCCUAAUAAUAUCCGGCUAAAAUGCAUAUCCUGGAACAAGGACCAAGGCUACAUCGCUUGUGGAGGGGAAUCAGGGCUGCUCAAAGUUCUAAAACUGGAAAUGCAAAGUGGUAAAUAAAAAUAUAUUGACAUUUUAGUUGUAUUUUUGGACCUCUCUGUAUUUACUGGUUUUAGGAAAACGGAUAACUGCUUGUUUUGAGACAUACUCCGUAAUUUUGGAAUACAAACAAGGCUAAGCAGUGUGUCCCAGAUCUGGCACUAGAAAAUAUAUAGCUUUUUCCGUGGAUGCUGAUUAUUAUCCAGAAGUGAAAGGAAGAAAAGUCAAACCUGUAUAUUAGAACCGAGCUAGCAUGCGAAAAGUCAAUAUUUUCUAUUCAUCAUUUCCUGAUUUAGGAUUCUGUACAUUCUGUGCUGCCAGUUAGCUCUGUUCAGGCUCCUCAGGAGCAGAAGGUGCUGACCUUCAAUGCACAAUUCAUUGAGCUCUGUAUGUAUCUAUUUAAUGUGUCCUGUCAUGUAUUGUUGAACUACAAUCCCCAGAAUUCUCUGCCAACCACUUCUUUGUUUGGACAUUAUCUCCAGUUCCCUAAUUUGCAAUUUUUUUAAUGAGUGGCAGUGUUUAUGACUAUAUAAAGAUCAUUCACAGUUUUGAAUUUCUUUACCUAUUUCUCUGUCUAAUCACUCUCUUCUGCCUUUAUCAGCGCCUAAUUACUAUGAAUAUUAAAGGGACACUGUAGGCACUAUUACCAUUUAAUCUCAUUGAAUUGGUUAUAGUGCCCUGGAGUUCCUGUCACUUUGCCUCCAUUCAGUGUUAAACAGUUUUUGAGCAAGUUAGCACUGAAUGAGGAUCCAUGGCUUCCCAUAGCCCCGCCCAUGGAGGUAUAGCUAAGGAUUACACACUUUCUUUUACCCAUGCCAAGUCAUACCAGCAAUGGCAUUGUGAUGAGCCGAAUCCGCACAGAGGAGAUGAAUUGCUGGGUAAUCUUGUUUAGCAUUAAAAUAUUAAAACCGGUUUAAUGCUGAAUGGAAGGUCAGCCUAAGCGUACACCUGUAGACACAUAUACAGUAAUCCACAAAACAUUCCAUUUGCAAAUGAAUAUACUUCCGUCAGUAAAAAAAUAAACAAACUUUUUGCACAUAUUUAGGUAUAGUGCCUGAACCUUUCCAGUUUUCUGUCUUUCUUAGUCUAGGACAGCUCAUGCUCUAGUUUAAUAAUUAGCUUUAUGGUACGGUUUUAUGUAAAUUUUACUGUAAACCAUUUUUCCAUAGUACUCCCAUGUUUAAUCUAAGAAUGGAAUUCCAAACAUGGCUUGUUAUAGAGGCGGUUUGUCUAAACACUGGUCCUUUAAGGAAUUACUUAGAAACUCUGCUCAGCUACCAUAGGGUGCACUAUCUGAAAACCAUAGCAUAUACAAUUUUACAUUAAUGUUUUAUAGAUUCAAAAACCUUCACAAUUGUUAAUAUGGCUUUAUUUUCUGUUUUGUUACAAUUGAAUAAUGUUCUUUUUUUUUCAGAUGAUGCAAAGUUAAAAGGACUUGCAGCUCCAAGUAAUCUUUCUAUGAACCAGGCUCUAGAAGGACAUACAAGUAAGAUAUUUGUAAAAACAAAAACUAUGGAAUUCUUAAUUCAAAUGAGAAGAUCUUUAUUGGAAGAGGAACUAUCACCUUUUAGUUGGUGACAGUCCUGUAUGACUUCACUCUCAAUAAACUAUGUUGACGAAUGUGUUGGUUGAUUUGUGCGACAGAAGUAAAUAUAGUACAUACUUUCUUCCUCAUUAGAAUGAUCACAUAUUCUGGGGUGUGGGCGACACUGUUUAGCUAAAGCAAGAGGCCUUGAUUUAAUCUGUUUAAAUACGAUUUAUAAAUGAUUACAAUCUGUUAGAUAGAUUACAAUCUGUGAGUUCUGUAGAUAAGUCAUUUCAAAAAUGUUUCCAACAGAUUGUGAACAUUUGAAAAGCUUAUCCAAAAGAAUCAAAUCAAAGCCAGAGUGGGUGUUUAAUUUAUCAUAAAACUUUAUCUUAUAAACAAAAUGUGCUGCAAAAAAUUAAAUCGUGGUAACUUCGCUGUCAAGCUCCCCCAACAUAAGUGCUUGACAAGCAGCAAACACCAUCUUUAGUUGUGUGGCACUAGGGAUUGGCCUGUUUUUAUUUUAUAAUUCUUUAUUUUUGUAGUGCAUUGUUAUUCGAUCUCAUGGGAGUAAAAACAUGUAAUUGUAUAACAUUAUAACAUUAAAAAUUGUAAGUAGAUUGGCCUGUUUUUAAAGGAACACACCAAGCACUAUAAACACUACACGGUGUGAUAAUGAUUAUGGUACCCAGACUGCCCAGGUGCCUUCCCCAUGUAAGUGGUCAAAGCAUUUGCUAGCAGUUUGACAAUUUAUCUGGGGUCUCCCUGGCACAGCUCACUUUUUCCCUUGAGAGCCAGAAACUCCUUUAUGCAGCUUACCUUAGUUAACGCAAUGCUUGAGAGUGUCACCGGAUCGAUCUCCGUCAGUUAGUUGCGCUUCUGGCUCUCAAUGGAGGAGAUGCAAGGUGGACCCCAGAUAAAUUGUCAACCUGUUUGUAGACUGUUGGACUACUAACACUGGGGGACACUCCUGGCACGAUACCCACUACAGUGGUAUGGUGCUUGAGAGUUCUUUUAAAUAUUUGUUGACUAAUUUUUACGUAAUUAACACUUUCUGUGUUUAUGAUUUGGAUCUGCAGGCUCUGUUCAGGUGGUGACAUGGAAUGAACAUUUCCAAAAAUUAACUACAAGUGAUCAGAGUGGUUUAAUCAUUGUGUGGAUGCUGUACAAAGGUAAAUAUAGAUCAACACUAUUCAUAUCCCUGAUAUAAAUUACUGUUGUGCAUCAUCUAUAUAUAAUCAAAAUUUCCCUUUGCUCAUCAGCUACAUACCUCAAAAUUCUUCUAUAAUUGAUCCAGAAUUCCUGGUUUGACAUGCAAAUGAGACAGGCUUUGAUUUUUAGACUUCAUAUUGGAAUUCUGCAGUAACCCUGCAGUAACCCUACAAGGACCAAUGACCAGAAAACAACCAUGGACUGUACAUUGCUUUUAAGCAUUAAUGUCUCUAAAACAGAAGCAGUGUCCUGUGCACCACUGCUAGAACGCAUUAAAACUAAUUAAUUAUCCUCAUCUUUAAAAGGCUUCUUAUGAAAUAAUACAUUAAAAAAAAAUAUGCAUGUAGCAAGUCUUUUUAUCUCAAACUUGAGGAGGACAUAAGACAUAGAUCUUAAGACAUCAGCCAUUCGUUUCAGUUUGUGACUAAAGUCAGUGUCAUUUAUCUAGGGUCCUGGUAUGAAGAGAUGAUUAAUAACAGAAAUAAAUCAGUUGUACGUGGAAUGAGUUGGAAUGCUGAUGGACAGAAGAUCUGUAUUGUAUAUGAAGAUGGAGCAGUCAUUGUAGGCUCUGUGGAAGGUACAGAUUCUGUGUUGUGAUUUCUUUAGUUUUUUUUAAUUUCCAUUUUUAAAUCCUAUUAUUAGUGACAUUGGCUCAAAAGUUAUUUUUUUUAUGUAUUAUGGUCUACUACUGGUAACUAAAUAAAAAGAGGACAUUUUUUUUAAUUUCAAGUAAAUGUACACAGCAGCCACUCUAGAAGGGGCUAAUUCUUGUAUAAAAGAUCAAAACCUCGUAGCUACAAUGACAAAGGUUAUCGUAAUGCACCUUUAUCUGCUUAUAUUAUGAUUGUGUUUGUGCAGAAGCCUGCCAACUGCUGAAUAAUCAUUUGUAGAUUAGUUCUUCAUCUUUGGAAACUUGUUUCAACAAUGGAAUUUAGCCAUCACUAGGCUGGCUUUAAAUGUGGCUUUUGCAAACUACAUUUAAACAAGUUCUGAAGGACCACAAAUAGCCAAGAAUCAGGGAUCACCCAAUUCUUUACCAAUAACAUUAACAUUCACUCUCUAUUUAUAUAUUACAUACAAUAUUUCUAAUCAAUAUUUACAUUGGUCAUGAUUGCUACUGAUGGUUCAACAUUCAGGGAUUAGGCAAUUCUUUCUAUUUGUGGUCUGCUUUGAGAAUUAAAAGCCUAGAUUAUUUCUUGUAUGACAGUGAAAUGCUUUAUAAUUAGACUAACACAUAUAAUACCUAUAUUUCUGCACUAGCCCUUAGGAUAUAAGUGCUAAACAGUGUCAUUUCCCUUAGUGAUAUUGUGACAUUUAUAUAUAUUUUUUCCAGGUUUUCAAAUUCAUAUAUUUCUUCCAGGUGUUGGAAAUACAUUAGUUUUUUUUGUACUGUAAUAUACAUUUUUCAUUAUAUAAAUCCUGUAACUAUUUGUAUCUGUGUCGACAGGCAAUCGCAUUUGGGGCAAAGAACUGAAAGGAAUCCAGUUGUGCCAUGUUGUAUGGUCGCCUGACAGCAAAAUCCUCCUCUUUGGGAUGGCGAAUGGGGAAAUCCACAUAUAUGACAACCAGGGAAAUUUUAUUGUAAGUUGUGUAAUGGUGGUACGAAUAAAAAUAACUUUUGUACUCACAAUUGUGUGUAACCAUGAAAGAUAACCACAACAAAAGGUUGUCGAGUUUGAAGUGUCAGCAUUACUGAGCUGUUUUCUGAUUUCCUGCAUGACGAGCAGUGCUGUGUCCGUGUAGGUUAAUAUGGUGACAUUUUUAAUGUUGCUGUUGCUGUUAGCGGUAGGUAACACUUAUGUCGCGCAUUUAAAUAUGAUCACUGUGAGAAAGGUGUAUAGUGUUAUUACGCACAUCACACAGUUAAUCUAUUGAUCACUAAUCAGUGAGGACAUACAGGUGGUGAUUCAUUAGGAUGUCAUGUUCUUUAUUGGGUAUCUCUAUAUUAAGCAUAAUCUUCAGGCUUUUUAAUGUAUUGUAUUCACAUUGAUUUCUAGGUGAAAAUGGUCUUAAGCUGUUUAGUGAAUGUGACCGGUGCUCUUAGCAUUGCUGGCAUGGAUUGGUACCCAGGAACCAAGGGUUAUGUGGAGCCAGAUUGCCCCUGCCUUGCCAUCUGUUUUGACAAUGGGAGAUGCCAAAUAAUGAGGCAUGAAAAUGAUGAAAGUAAGUAAAGUUUUUCUCCCUGCAAUAUGUUGGAAUGAGACAAAUCUUUUAGGUUACACAUCUUAUAAGCAAUUAGGAAAGUAAGAAAUCAGAGACUCCUGGGAGUUGGACAAAGCCUCUAGAAGUCAAACCAAAUUUAUAGGAAUAAAAUAUACACUUUGUAGCAAAUGUGCAAACUAAAAUAAAGCAAGAAAAAAAAGUAUAUUUUAAAAAACGUUUAUAAACUUCCUAGAAACUUGGUUAGAUUACAUUGUUGGGUACACCUCUCAGCUAGGUGGGGUUUUUCAGCCUCCACCCACUUGUCCAGAACCAGUCUACUAAUGACAGAAACAGGACGUGAUUGUGUAGCAGCAAUAAGCUCCUCAUUCUCCCUGACACAGCAGGGAUAUAGAAACCCCACAACCGGACACUGCUCUGCAUGAUUCACUCUUCUCCCACUAUCAGGAUGUUGGUGAAGAGCUCUUCCAAUUGUAUGUACGUAAAUCUGUCAUGCAUGCCCAGUGCACUUUUCUAGCAUUCCUAGUGAUAGAAUUCUGAUUGGUUAGAUCAGUGCCCCCCUUAGGUGGUUGUGGAAAGCAUAAGAAAGAAUAAGCAAAAAUUCAUAGUUACCUGUUUUGUUUCAGCUUGCAGAGUGAGAAGCAGAUAUUCAGCAGUGGUUUCAAUCUCUGUGGGAGAAAUGUGCUUCUCAACGGAGUCACCACAAGCCUUUAAACCAGGCCUUCUUUGUUCACAUAGACAGGGAUCUGUAGGUGGUUUAUCAAUUUAUACCUAUUAAACACACAGGAUAAAGGGCAGCUUUCUAGUUAUCACUUGGAAGAAAAAAUGAGCAAUGUUGCAUUAAUUUAAAUGCAAUUGCGAAUCCUUUUUUUUUUUUUUUUGCACCCCCAAUUCAUUAAUAGUGAGGAUUCCCAUAAUCAGCCUUACCAGAGUGCUAUUGCAUUAUUAGUGGGUUACACUAAGUAGCUAUAUUAUGCCACACUGUUAACUUAUCAAAUAAUACAGUUUUUUCCUAAAACCAAUAUUUUUUUUCUUCUGUUAAACGUGUAGACCCGGUUCUGAUUGACACUGGGAUGUUUGUGGUCAGCAUCCAGUGGAAUCACUGCGGCAGUGUGCUGGCUGUAGCCGGGUCCCAGAAAGCUGCAAACCAGGAUAAGGAUGUGAAUAUUGUGCAGUUCUAUACUCCAUUUGGCGAGGUAAUGUAUUAUAGUAUGGGCUAAUUCUACUGGUAUUUGGCUCAUGGGAACUGUAGUUCAUGACAGCUGGAGUAUCACUUGUCAAGCGUCAGUGCCCUAUUUCAGCAUGAAAUGUUCUAUUCUUUCAGUACCAGCAGGUAUUUGCAGGGUGUUUCUUUGUAAACAAUGAGGAUUUUGUAUACUGGUUAUAAAAUAUUGUGGUGACUGCAUGUAAUCCUCUUUAGAUUGUUAAAACUAAAUUGUUAAAAUAAAUCCUUCUGUAUGUGACAUUAGGGAAACCAUCCCGAACUGUUAUUCACAUCAGGUAUACUGACAGCAGGCUCUCACUUCUCACUGGGUGGCAACCAGACAUGUAUUGUCCUUUAUGUAACUGCAAUCCCUCCUGAGGGUUAGAGCGUGUUGCAUGUCUAUCAGAUGGUAUUCUUACUAUUCUGUUACAAUUUAUGAACCCGAUUGCAAUGUGUAUAUAUAAUGCUGAAUAUUCAGCGAUCUGGUGUUAACUGUAUACCCUGUGUCUGUAUGUUUUGUGUCUGAAAAUUAUUAUAAAAAAAAUGCAAUAAAAAAUAUAAAAUAGUGAAACCAUCUGCACAUUACAUUUUCAGGUUACACAUUGGGACAUUUGCAUUUAUUAUUUCUUCAGAGUUAUUCAGUUACUCUCUUUCCGUUUGCUUCCCCAGCACUUGCGUACUUUGAAUGUUCCUGGAAAGCAGAUUGCAGCAGUGUCGUGGGAAGGUGGAGGACUAAGAAUUGGACUGGCUGUGGAUUCAUUCAUUUACUUUGCCAACAUCCGGCCAGAUUAUAAGGUCAGAAGAUCCUUCAAUGUGUUUAGGAAAUGGAUGCAGGAACCUAACAAAGACUGGUGGUCAUUUUAAUAUUUUAAUAAAUUAGCUCUUUUGUCAAGUGUUUUGAAAGGAAUACAAAGUAUAAGAUACACUGUAAUACUGGACUCCUAGUCCUUACUUUGGUCUGAUACCUGUUGUACAUAUGUGUGUCUUUCAUAAAAUGAAAAAGUCCUGUCAGCCACUCAAAAUCUAAGUGUAAUAUUAUUUGAUUAGUCAACAAAAAUGUUAAUUCUUUAAAUUGACAUCUGUGUUAAAAAACACUAUAGCACUAGGAAUACAAAACCCUUCUAACACUUCCCUUAUUCCAGCGCUGAGGUCUGACGUCAUCGCGAGGGGAACCUAAUGCACACGUGUGGCAAGCCCCAUGUGCACGUUAGGCCUCCCCUUAGUAAAGGGGAUUCAGAAGACACUGGGCAUCCUCAUUCAAAGUGUGAGGACGUCCAGCAUCGUUCCAUGUAGUUAAACUCAGUGAAACUGCUAUCUUGUAGACACCCACAAGAGGCAGUCUGAGGAAGGCUAGACGCCGAAACGUUGGGGUUGUAUUAUCUCCUGCUCUAGGUCAGUAUGCCUGCAUUGUUAUAGGUUUCAACUUUGAGGACUUACUAUUGUAUCUAUAGUGGUUAUGGGUUUGUUAUCUACUGUUUACAUGCCUGUAUUGUUGUCUGCACUUUCUUUGUAUAACUUAUGUUUAUCUCAAGUUUACUCUGGUGUGCUUUGGGUUAUUCUCUGCUAGUUAAACUCUGUGAAACAGCAUGAACUGCCUCUAGUGGCUGUCUGGUAGACGCCCACAAGAGACAGUCUUAAUUCUGCAAUGAAAACCGUGCAGUUUCUUUAAAACUGCAGUAUUAAGGGGGACAGAGACCACUUCAAUCAGAUGAUGUGGUCUGGGUGCCUAUAAUGUCCCAUUAAGGGAGUAUGAUACAUAACUUUGAAUAAAAAAAGCUAUGGUCUGUGGUGAAGGAAUUCUGUUUUGCCUUUUUGUGGAAUAUUGGCGCAGUAAGUGUCAUGAUUUUGGGCAGGUCAGACAGGAGACUUAUGUCAGGGUUUCCUUCAGGUAGUUUAUUUGUUUUUUCAGGCAUGGUUCAGACAAAGGUAACAAUACGAAAUAAUAAGUUAAACAGAGAAAAGGAAUAAUAAAGAUAAAGGGGGUAAACAGAAUUACAGGUGAGUAAAUAGAAGGUGAAAUAAUAGAGGUUUAGGCAAUGUGCCCCAAAACAGGAAUACAGGAAAUUGAAAAGCAAUUAGUAAAAACUAAACAGGAAUAUAAAGGGAUACAGUAGAACAGGUUGAAGCAAAGUAAUGGAGGUGAUCAGCCUCUUUGGGUUAAAAAACAAAACUGUAGAUUCAAGGUGUUUGAGGAUACUUGCAAAUAAUAAUGGCCAUAAUAUCCAGGCAGGUUGGGAGGAAAAACAAUAUGAAACCAAAGUCCAGUUUAGAAAUAAAACAGGAUUGAAUCGGAUGAAGCAAGAUGGGAUGAAACAGGCUGCUUGUAGAUAAGUAGAGGUGGAGGAGGUUGUCAGGAUUCAGGAACGGGUCUUUCUCAACAUCAGGUUAUAAACAAAUCUCAGUAUGAGCCAGGAGCAGAGCACAGCUUCUCUCUCUCAAUGUGAGCAGGGUGUAACCUUAUGAAGCCUCUUCAUUAGUUCAGACAGGUGAGGAUGAUAAGGUGACUGAGGUGGCUAGGGAGGCCACAAGCAAGUAUUGCAUGAAAUAAUAAGAAUAAUAACCUGGUUGUCAGGAUAGGAUCAUGACAGUAAGCUUGUGUUCCUUCUUAAGGGUUAGUGGGUUUACGUUUUAAUGAACAAUUUGCCAUCCUUUUGUUUUUAUAUUCCAGCCUCUGCCCACUAUAAGGGAGACCUCAAUAUGCUUUGAUAUGAUAUUUGAAGUGAGAUAUGCCAUGGAGGACUGUAGCAUGUGCACCCAAAAAGUAUUUGUUUUCCUUUAUUUAUGCAUUAAAUGUUUGGUAUUUGUUUUAUGCAGUGGGGGUAUUGUUCCAACACUGUGAUAUAUGCCUACACAAGACCUGAUCGGCCAGAAUACUGCGUUGUCUUCUGGGACACAAAAAACAAUGAAAAGUAUGUGAAAUACGUCAAGAGUCUGAUUUCUGUUUCUACGUGUGGAGAUUUCUGCAUUUUAGCUACCAAAGUUGAUGAAAAUCAUCAACAGGUUUGUAUUUUGUUUAUCUAAACUUAAUAAAGCAAUGCGUUAUGACCAUAUGCUAAGAAUCUCUGCCUGUAUCCCAUACUUGCGUGUUUUGCCUUUCCCUUGCAUUAUCUAAAGCCAUAGAUGGGUAUGCCACUAGUAAUGUAUGUGUGCAGAAAUACAUUAAUUUAUGUAAGAAUACAUUUUGUAUUUGUUUGUUUCUUCUUACAGGAAGAAAAUGAGACUGAGCCAAAUGGAGCAACGGUAAAUCCCUUUUUACUAUUAAUUUGGUAUUCGUUUUACCAUACCCCAUUUUGUAAAAUACCCUCUAAGGAUUGACAAUUCCUUAUCAAAAAAGAGAUGCAUACAAUACAUUUAAUAUUGGGUGCACGGUGGGUAUGAGGUAAAUGGGUUUUGUGAAGAGGUAGCAGAGCUUUAACAGAAAACCACAUUUUAGCUGCUACAUUGUGUAGGUGAAAGCCAGUGUGAGUCAUAUUCAUUUUUAUCCUAUUAGAUGCAUAUCUGCUUUAAAGGGACACUAUAGGUACCCAGACCACUUCAGCUCAUUGAAGUAAUUUGGGUGCAAAGUUCCAGGUCCCUUAACCCUGCAAAGGUAAUUAUUGCAGUUUUUAAUAAACUGCAAUAAUUACCUUUCAGAGUUAACUCCACCUCUAGCUAGCUGUCUACCAGACAGUCACUAGAAGGGACUUUUGGUCGACUAACUAAUGCUAUUCAUGGGGACGUCCAGCAUUACCCAAAACCCCAUCGGAAAGCAUUGCAUAAGGUUUUCCUAUGGGGAAGUCCUAAUGCAAAAACGCCCAUUAUUUUUAACCCAUUCUGCACCAUGGGGGGAGGAGGGAUUAAAAGCAAUUGCUGUUUUUUGCAUUAGGACUUCCCCAUAGGAAAACAUUAUGCACUAUAGUUUCCCUUUAAAAUAUCCUAUAAAAUAUAGAGCUCAAUUUAAAAUUCUGGUUCUUGCUUUCAAAUCUCUACAUAAUGCUGCUCCCACCUAUUUAUCCUCCCCUAUACACAAGUAUGUCCCGUCUAGGCCCUUACGAUCUGCUGAAGACUUACAUCUAUCGUCUUUCCGUACUCCCACCUCUGAUGGUCGCCUUCAAGAUUUCUCGAGGGCUGCACCGUUAUUGUGGAACUCGCUUCCCUCCUCCGUUAGAUGCUCACCCAGUCUCCACUCCUUCAAAAAAAUCGUUAAAAACCCACUUCUUCAUAAAAGUGUAUCAAUUAAACUGUUAAUAGCUCCUAACUGAUUCCUGUUCUGCAACUGUCAUUAGUCUAAUACUAUCCUUACCUUUUUGUGUCAUUUUACCCCACUCCCUCUAGCAUGUAAGCUCAUUGAGCAGGGCCCUCAACCCCUCUGUUCCUGUGUGUCCAACUUGUCUGGUUACAACUACGUGUCUGUUCGUCCACCCAUUGUAAAGCGCUGCGGAAUUUGACGGCGCUCUAUAAAUAUCAUAAUAAUAAUAAUAAGUUCCCAGCCAGUCGACUACCCAUUCGGUAACUAGUUUGGGAAGUCUGCCAACAAGAGAAUUUCAAUAAGUUUUGCAUUAAACUCCACAAAGGCUAUUCAGUAUUCUGAAUUAUUUCUCUAUGUUGGCUUGAGAAAACUCAAGAACUAUGUUCAGACUAUCUUGGCAAUUAAAUGAACACUAUAGCAUCAGGAAUAGAAACAUGUAUUCCUACUCGAUGAAGUCCUAACUAUUUAGACUGUUGGACCCCCCUUUAAGGGUUAAAAUAUGCAAUUUGCUUAUAUUGUAUCCCCCAGCGCACUGGUCUCACCGUGGCCACCUGCUCUCCUUUGCUGCGAUCAUCAAUAUUGAUGAUCUCAGCCAAUCCAAUGAGAGAAACAUUUUGAGGCUACUGUGCAUGAGCUGCAAAUAUCUGUGCUGCGCCACUCCUAGAGCGGUAUUUGAUUGAGGUCCGAUUUUGAUUCAGUUCUCAACACAGAAACACCUGGUGACUGUCAGGAACUACAGGAAACUAUUUCAGCCAAAAGCAGCAAAAUGUAUUAAAGUUGGGUUGAUGCCUGGAGUGUCCCUUUAAAUAUUUGCCAAACCAAACUCGCCUUUGCUCUUACUGUAUUUAAAAAUUGACUUUAGAGAAUUUCCAAAGAAGAGACACUCAAAUGCAUUAUAGACUUAAAUAAAAUAAUAGGUGGAAACAUUUUGUAUUGAAAGUAAUGUACUAGAACAAGAUGGCAUAAUUAUUUUCUUUAGUAUAGCACAGAACAUUUUUGAAGUUGUAUGGUUUGAGUGUGACUAUUGUCUGAUGUUCUACAAACAUAAUUUACUGAUCUGCUUUCUAAAUUAAGCCAAAUGUGACAAUAAUUCUUUAUUGUGACAGAGUAAGUAUAACCAGGCAGGAUAAUCUCUCGGGAAACGUUUGUCUUACUAUCUUUUUAUUUUUUUUAUUUAGUAUGUUUUGGUUUUGUGCAAUUCCAUUGGAACACCACUGGAUUCAAAAUACAUUGACAUAGGUAAGAUAAAAGAAGGGAAAUGAUCUCUGAAUGUUGUUGAUUAAGUGUAAUUUGUUGUAAAUAGAUAAAAAAUAAUGCCAAUUAAAAAAAUAGCUAAAAAAAAGAAUUAUUGUAUUGCUUAUUAUUGAAUCAUUACUGAAAUGUUCCAUAACAUAUAUAUUUUUUUUUUUGUAUGUUUACAACCCCCUGAUUAAAGGUGAUACAGCUCAUUGUAUACAGACAGGAUUUAAUGCUAAUUAACAUUUACACUGCAUAUUGCAUACUGAAGAAUAACAUGUUUAAUAGCUACCCAAAACUCUUUAAAAAUCUCUGUCCCAAAUGUACAUUUUUUUUCUUUGUCACUCAGUAAGGUUGAGUUAAACUUUUAGGUGUAACAUAUAGACGCUGAUGAAAUGAAGUUACUUUAUAUACUGUGAUUAUAAAGCAGGGAGGGAUUUGUAAUAAAUCAGCCGAAUAUUUUGAACCGUUUCAGCAUGUGAUCUGUUAUUACAUAAUAGCCUGAAAGAAGAAAAGUCUUUCAGUUGUUUGAAAGCAAAUAGCAACACUGUGUACAUACUGGCCACAUUUAACAAAUGGACCUUUCAUCGCUCUGCGGUAAACCCAGCCAAAUGUUAGCAUUUGUCUACUUUAUACUUCUCCUGCAAAAUUCCUUUUUAACUUCGAGAAGCCAGCUCCAGAAGAUCAUUCCCAGGACCGAGAAAAUAAGCUUUUUGUGCCAUUGUGGAAUGCAAAUUCGGAUGUGUUUGUUUUUCUCUCUAGUCUACUGCGCAUCACUUCAUUUGAAAUAGUACUGAAAGUUUCGAUUUAGUGUUACCUGCAGGGGAAGAUGUUUCUAUGCUUUAUUUACAUUACCUUGUUCCAUUCUAAAGCUCUGUUCUGUAUAUGCAGCACACCAUCAAUCCAAUGGCUUCACGGACAAAUAAAUCACUUGUCAAUAGCGGGUAUUUUCAGUUUAACUCUUUGAGUAUCAGAGGGCUUAGCAUUGCUUUGGUAUAGUAUAGAAAAUAAUACAUCGCAACAUUGAAACUAUGUCAGAAAAGUAUAUUGCUUGAAUUUAUCUGUUCUAACAUAAUAAUAAAAAUAAAUCAUGAUAUUGUAAAAGCCCAAUAAUUCUAUUUUGAGAAUGACAUUGGGUCAUUGAUUAGGAUGUCUGAUAGAAAGACACUUCCAUUUUUUGCUGGUAGAGAUUUACUGAUCCACAACAGCUGUUGCCCACACUGGAUUUAUACAAUAUAAUGUUCUUCAUUCCGUAAUGCUGGAACACAUUAUUAGAGAUUCAUAUGCAUUGUUCCCAUCAGGAUUAAGAUACUGUGUAACCUCAGGUUCCACUUUUAGAGUUAAUGGACAAUCCAUGUUUGUUUAGAGGGUACACAUUUGGAUUUUAACUGCCAUCAUUCCUACUCCUUAAAGAGGAUAAAGAACUUAUAGUUAGGCUCGUUUCAGCAGGGUCCUCUUCAACCUAUUGUUCCUGUAAGUUUUUGUAAUUGUCUCAUUUAUUGCUAAAUCUCCCCCUGUUAUAAUAUUGUAAAGCACUACGGAAUAUGCUGUCACUAUAUAAAUACCAGUAAUAUUAAUAAUAGUUCUCAGGAUCUCUGUUGUCUCUCUGAAACUAGGGCCACAUCAAUGAAUGUACCAUUGUAAUAACGUGUACCAUUAUUUCUGGGCACUAAUACGUCUGCACAGAGAUAAUGAAUGCAGCACCAUUAAGGACACUCAACAUUUUAGCUAGUGAAAUUGACUGAUAUGAUUCAUUUUAAAAAUCAUUUAGACACGUGGCAAGCAGCUUGGGCUUUCUACUCAAUCCAGCAAAAAUCUUACACGGUGACAUAGGUUAAAUAUCUCUAUAUUAUGUGUAGUUUGAAUUAUCUUUAAUUUCCAAGUGACUAAUCUUGGUCACAGUAUCAUAUUCGGAUAUAUUUCAAUUUUAUCUUCACAGUGCCAAUGUUUGUCACAGUAACCAAGACCCAUGUUAUAGCGGCCUCUAAGGAAGCAUUUUAUAUCUGGCAAUAUCGAGUGGCAAAGAGGCUUACAGCAAUGGAGAUUAAUCAGGUGUCCCGGAUCAGAAAGGAAGGUCGAGAACGGUAACUACUGUCCAUGCAAAAAUUGCAUGGGUUUUUUAAAUUUAAUAUUUUUUUUAUUUUACACCAUUUUCUGUCAGGAGGGUUUUGUGGAGGCUAGUUAUGCUAUCAUACAAUGGUAUUUGUUGGCUUAUUUCUGGAAUCCUGAUGCUUUCUUGUAGGAUAUUUCACAUUGAUGAUGCUCCAUCUGGGACUGUAGAAGGGACAUUGGAUUACACCAAAGCCACAGCAGUAAGUAGAAUCUUAAUGAAAUCUGAGAAUAUAAAAAUAAAUUUCAAAUUUAAAAGAACACUGCAUCUAAAAGACACAUCUAAAUGAAGGAACAGACAUCUAAAAGGUGUUAUAGUGCCACGAGGCCUCUGGAGGCACUCUUACCUCAAGGUAUUAAACCAUUAAUGGACGGUGACAUAGUUUUUUAUGGAGGCCGAGCUCACUGGUUAUAGGUACCUCAUCUCAAUGUAUUUUUUUUAAAGAGUGAGCAAACACAUUAUUUCUGCUAAUAGAAGUUGCCCCAAUAUACUUUUAAUUGUGUAUAGUCUUGUGAGGGGGGAUCUGUUAUUAUUUUCCUUUGAUGUUUGCCUGUUUUACUCUAUAUUAGCGGUACUGCAGAACACCUGUCGGAGGGAAAUACUAAUUCUUAAGCCCUCUGCACUGCCAAGUCUGGAAGUGUAAAUACAAAACCUGUGUUCUAAAUCUCCAACUUUGCCAAGAUCCAGGAAAUAGUUACUUCUUUGUUUGUGCUGGUCAUUGUCCAGUCAAUUGCGUCUCAUAGAGAAGUAUUGAGGACGAAGCCUGUGAUAGAGAUGGCUGGCUUCCUUGAGAUUUAAGAUUCAAUGUAAUAAAAAUGAAUAUGUUAAGACUCUCUGUUUUAGUGCUGUUUUAAUAUUUAUAUGUCUUAUAUGGUGUUGCUAUAUAUAUAUAUAGCUAUUUUGGAAGGGACACAAAGUCGCAACAGAGUGGUUUUAUUUUUUAUUUUCCUUUUUUUGUUUUCUUCUGACCAAUACACCUAGGAAGGGCUGAGGUCAAAAACCAGCAUCAGUAUGUUUUUUUAAUUUGUUAGUAAAGUUAGAUACACUUAAACACACACUAUGUGGCCAUCACCUAGCCAUGGUCAAAAUGUCUGGGGUUACCAUGCUGUGCGUGCUGACACUACACACAAAGGUUGCACAAAACCGAUUCUACCAGCUAGGAAUAGAGUAUUGCAGCUGUCAAAAAUGGGUCGCAAGAGAAUACUGAGAACGGGCAGCAAAAUAGUCUCGGGGUUAUCAAGCAUGCUUGUGCAGUGAAGCUCAGACCACAUACGGGCAGUCCAGACAAAGCAAGUUCUCUCUGCACACAAAACCGAUCGUUUCAGCCUUGUUAGGCAUCAUCAGUGAGGCAUAGGACACCGUGAGCAAGGGGUCCACGUCUGGAUUAUCCCUUUAAAAUUGUGGAGAGUCAAAAAUGGGUCGCAAGAGAAUACUGAGAACGGGCAGCAGCUGAAAUAGCCUGCCCUUCGGUCGGUCGGUAUUGCAGCUGGCUGACAGCCUAGGGAGGUGGUCCAACUCACAAGAAUAAAACCUCUUUUGAAUCCAGAACAAAAUAUUAAAAAAAAAAAAAAAAUCCUGUAGGCACAGGGUCUUGUCAAGAGCCAACAUAAACUACCUAGACAAACUGGGCUGAGAGUGGAUAUGGAAGUGUCAUUAUCAUCAUCAUAAUUCCAAAAUGACCAAGUAUGUGUCUUUAAACCAUAUCGAAAUGCUUAGGACAAAGUAAAUAUUUCUCAUUAUGCCAUUUGAGAAUUUAGUCACAUUAGGAUUUUAUUUUUCAAUAUAUCAUUUUUGAGUUUUGUCACAGAUAAAGAAGCAAAUGAAUGGAAAAAUGCACGCAUGACUAGUUUAACACAACAAAAAAUUAUGUUCAUUAUACAAGUGUGAGCAACCUGAAAUCCAUGAGUAUUGACAUAAUAUGCAUAAGAUUAUUAUCUUGCAUUGACAGUGGCUUAAGCUACAUCACUGGUGCAUAACUGGUGCUUACAGAAGAGAAACUGGUUCACUAGACAUAUAAGCAUAUCUAUAGCAUCUGCGAAUAUGGUAUUGACACCUAGGUAGGUGCUUAUAUUAGUUUUCCCAUGGGUACGGUGUUGGCGAGAUAGAUAACUGCCAUUUGUUACUCUGCCCUGGGACUACCUAUAUCACUUGGUGUAUACCGAGGUGAUCAUGACCUCAAGGUCUUUGGGCCUUUCUGUUGACUGAGUACUUCGAUAGUUCCGUUCAUGGAAUAUACCCUUUGUUGAACCCGUAUAGUUUCGUCAUGCUAACAAAUAACUUGGGGGACGGGGAAAAAUGGGAAGGGUGUAGAACCGGUAAGGGGUGGGAAGUUCCAGGAUAAUUCUUUUGACGCAUCUCCACAAACCUGUCAGCAAGGGACAGUCCUAAAAUAUAUGUUUAAGGGUUCCUGUGGCUUGUUUACAUCUUCAACACAUCUAGGAGGCAUUGGGGUAUAUUUGGGCAACUCUGGAAGGAACCAGAUACCAUCUCAUUAAUAGUUUACCAAUGAGAUAAGCUGCUGGAGGAAACUUUUAUGAGUUGGAUUGAGUCCCAUUAGGAUUUUAAUGUUUCAGUUUUCUUUUUCAGAUAACAAGAGAUCCAGUCUGUUGCAUCACUGCAUCUGAUAAAGUCCUCAUUAUGGUAAGUGGUCAUUCGAACAGUAUAGUUACACACUGCUGCUUCGGCAGUAUUGUGUGUGUUGGUUAAAGUGUGACUGGGGCACUUAUUACUGUAAUUGCUAACUGUGGCACUGCAGAUGUGCGUGGAGUUUAUUCCUUGGGGUGCAGUGACAGAGCAUCAUGGAAUAAAAUUAAAUAAAUUCUGUGAACCUCUGCAUUGCCCUUGUUAUUCUUCACUGUGGUAAUGAUGAUAUGUUUAACACUCUGCCCUUAUUAUGGAUCAAUGGAAAACAACCAUUUGGCACUUUAGCUAGUGGGGAGAAGGGUGCAGCAGUGCGGUCCCCUUUCUAGGUCCACAGUUUAGAAUUGCUGCAGCGUUCGUAUGUGACUUGUAUUCCACCAUUAAUGCUUAGAUUAAUUAAGGUUUUCGUCAAGCAUAGGUCUGAAUAUUUCACUCCAAUCAUAUAUAGCUACAAAAAGUGAUCAUGUGGCAAAAUGAACACACUAAGUUAAUAAUUUAAUGGCAAUAAAAAAGACAGAAAAAUCUUGAUUUAAUAUUUUUGAAAAAUAUCAAAAAUCAUAAAUACCUAAAAAAGUUAUGCAUAUAGAUGCAAUGUAAAACUAUAGUAAUUUUAAAUAAAUGGUGUAGCAGAUGUUACAGCAAUACUUUUGAUUUCUGUACAUUCGCUGACUUUUGAUCAUUUUUUUUGUUUUACACUUUAAAGGCACACUACGCAUUAUAACAUUUCAGCUCUGUGCUGUGCUUGGGUUUGCUGAAUUUCCUUCUUCCGUCCGUCUACCUCUGACAGCUUAGAAAGUCUACUCUUGCAGCCUGUCAUUGUCAUCUAAGGGUGUAACAGCAGGGAAGGGGCUGGCCUUUAGUCUUUAAGUCCUGUACGAGACAGGUUUGUGUCAAACCAUUUUAGGCAGUUUGACGAUAAAUGGAGUUUUACUGGAACCUGAAACCAAACACUUGCCUUCCCUUCGAAUAAUGAGGGAAAAAAGGAUAGAAUUAAGGUGCAUGGAGAGCCGCAUUUUAUUUUGUCUUUUGUUCGCUUUGACAAAAAAUAUGUAAAUGUCACCCAAAGACUCUUAACACCAUAAUCACUACAGCCGGCUCUAUGAUUUGGCCAUUCAUGUGUGGAAUUACACUCAUGUGUUAAAUCCUUCAGAAAUACUUGUAGCUUUGAUUUAUCACUAGUACAUAAUAUGUUUCUGAUCAAUAAAAAUGAGUACUUUACAUAAUUAACAUGAGUGUCCCCAUGUUUGUGAUGUUUCUGUCUGCUCUAAAUUCCUUUCCCCAGCAUAACCAGUAUUUCUGAAUUAUUUGCUUUUCUUUUUUUUUUUUUUUCUACAGUCGCGUGAAUCAGGAAUUGUGCACAGAUACAGUUUACCUAAUGUAGCUUUGGUGCAGAAAUAUAGCCUGAGCUACCGUGCAUAUCAAAUGAGCCUGAACUGCAAUUCCAAGUAUGUAUUCUGUGUAAAUCUGUGUUGUUGCUUUUACUUGCUCAGCUUAUAUUGUUUUGCAUGAAAUUUCCUGACAAAUAAUCUAUUGAUAAUAAGCCAAGUGUAGAUGUGCAAUAAAUUCCUGCAUAAACCUACUCAUUCAUUUUAAAUGUUUUAUAAUUUUAACACAUGUGAUGCAUUGUUUUUACUUUGAUGGCUGUAUUUUUAUUUGACUAUUUGUCUUUUUUCCCCAAUGUUCAGUCGCCUGGCUAUCAUAGAUAUUUCCGGAGUGUUAACUCUUGUGGACUUGGAAGCCAGAUACACAGAUGAUGCAGGGCAACAGUUGACUGGAGAGAAGCUUAAUUUUGAACGCAAGGAUGUGUGGGACAUGAAAUGGGCUAAUGAUAAUCCCGAUCUAUUUGCAGUGAUGGAGAAAACAAGGAUGUAUGUCUUCCGAAAUUUGGAUCCUGAGGUAAAUACUCCUUCACCCUGUUGCUCCCCCUCCUACCAUCCUGUCCUCCUCAAACUUUGCAACUCACUUCACUGAGAAGAUUUCUACAAUAAGGGAAGAGAUCUCUAACCUCUCUCCCUUCCCUUCCAAUUCAUCACCCAACCCCACUCCCUCUGCUGUUCUAUGCUCAUUCGCACCUUCCACAGCGGAAGAGGUUUCUGCUCUGCUCCGGUCCUCCCGUCCCACCACAUGUUCCCUCAAUCCUAUUCCCUCAUAUCUCAUCCGCACUCUAUCUUCCUCUCUUGCUCUUCCUCUCACUAAAAUUUUUAAUCUCUUCCUUUUCUCCGGCACAUUUCCUUCACUCUUCAAGCAUGCAACCAUAAUGCCUAUUUUGAAAAAGCCCAACCUUGACCCCAACUCCCCAUCCAACUACCGCCUUAUAUCGUAUGCCGUUUGCCUCCAAGAUCCUUGAGAGAGUUGUGUAUGUGAGAUUGACAGACUUCCUCAAAUCCAACUCUCUGCUUAAACCGCUUCAGUCUGGAUUCCGCACUCGUCACUCGUUGAAACAGCUGUGACCAAAGUAUCCAACGAUUUAAUUGCUGCUAAAUCUCGCAACCAUUACUCUAUCCUAAUUCUCCUUGAUCUCUCUGCUGCCUUUGACACUGUUGAUCAUUAACACUUUCUUCUCAUUCUCUGUAAUCUCUGUCUACGGGAUACUGCUCUCUCCUGGUGCUUCUCCUACCUCUCCCAGUGCUCUUUCAGUGUUUCUUUCUCUGGCUCUGCCUAUUCUCCCCAACCACUCUCUGUUGGCAUUCCCCAAAGUUCUGUCCUUGGUCCCCUACUGUUCUCUAUCUAUACUACCUCCCUUGGUAAAUUCAUCAACUCCUUUGGCUUCCAUUAUCAUUUAUAUGCAGAUGACACGCAAAUCUACCUGUCCUCUCCUGAUCUCUCUACGCCCAUCUUGACUCGUGUCUCUAACUGCCUCUCUGCGAUUUCCAACUGGAUGGCUGCUCACUUUCUUAAACUCAGCCUGUCCAAAACAGAACAUCUGGUCUUUCCUCCCAGUUGCUACUCCCGUGUCUGUCUCCCUCCAAGCCACCAUCACCUCUACCUCGCAGGGGCUCGCUGCCUAGGUGUUCUCUUUGACUCUGACCUCUUUUUCACCCCUCAUGUCCAGUUGAUCGCCAAAUCCUGCUGCUUCCAUCUCAAAAACAUAGCUCGCAUUCACCCUUUUUUAAACACCAGAUGCGGCUACGGUGCUAGUCCAUGCCUUUGUUCUUUCUCGCCUUGACUACUGCAGUCCCUUUCUCAGUGGUCUUAGGUGUUGCCAGAUUGCACCACUGUUCUCUAUAUUGAAUGCGACCGCAAAGCUCACGUUUCUGUCCGCCCCACCUUCCAUGCCUUCCCCCUCUGUCAGUCCAUACAUUGGCUUCCAGUUACAUAUAUGGCUCAAUUUAAGAUUCUGCUGCUUGCUUACAAGUUCUGUCAUAAUGCUACUCCAAUCUACCUAUCCUCCCUAAUACACAAAUAUGUCCCGUCAAGGCCCCUGCGCUCUGCUGAAGACCUACGCCUAUCCUCUGUCUAGACUCCCACAUCUGACGCUCUCCUCCAAAACUUCUCCAGGGCUGCACGUUUUCUGUGGAACUCCCUUCCCUUCUCCGUUAGACUUUCACCCAGUCUCCACUCCUUCAAAAAAUCUUUGAAAACUCACUUCUUCUGGAAAGCAUAUAAUUUAAACUGUUAGCAGAUUUUCAUUCACCCCUCCCCCCCAGACUCCUCUCCUACAACUGUCAAAAAUAACCUACUAAGUUCUCAGUGAUUACUUUUCUAGCAGCCUAUUUCAUUACCCCUACUUAUACCCUUUGUGUCACUAUACCCCACUCCCUCUAGCAUGUAAGCUCAUUGAGCAGGGUCCUCAACCCCUCUGUUCCUGUGUGUCCAUUUGUCUGGUUACAAUUACAUGUCUGUUAGUCCACCCAUUGUACAGCGCUACGGAAUUUGCUGGCGCUAUAUAAAUAAAAAAAAAUACGUGCGUAUGUAUUAGAAUAUUGUAUUUCAUUAUCUAUAAAGACGUGUUCUACAUUUCUACAGGUCUACGAUGGCAGGAAGUUUACUAUAUACUACAUUUACAUUUAUUUAGGGUGUAUUCAUAUGGAUUUUGGCAUUUUCCUAUAAAACUAUACAUGUCAUGUGAUUAGUAUUUGUCGGUGAUCUAAGCUUCUGUAAAAGUUCUAUUUAAUAAUUGAGGAGGGGUACCUAAAUAUAAUUUAUUUUAUGGUGUAUUUGUUUGUGUAUUAUAAUUUCUUUUUUUUUUAUGUCAAUAAUAUAUGUUCAUAAUAUUUAAUGUUUUUUAAAAAAUCCACAGGAGCCAAUCCAAACAUCAGGAUAUAUUUGCAAUUUUGAAGACCUGGAAAUAAAAUCUGUUCUCUUAGAUGAAUUGUUAAAGGUAUGUUCAUUCAAAAUCUGAUGCCAAUCUAUCAACGUGAACAUAAAAAUGAUCUAAGACCUUGCCUGUGUUUUCCUUCCUUGCAGGAUCCUGAACACCCAAACAAAGAUUACAUCAUAAACUUCGAAAUCCGCUCCCUCCGAGACAGCCGGGCUCUGAUCGAGAAGGUCGGGAUUGAAGAUGCUUCUCAGUUUAUUGAGGACAAUCCUCAUCCUCGUCUUUGGUAAAUCAUUUCUUUCUAGGAAGAAUAUGGGAUGAAUCCCUGGAGAUUGUUAAAUGGCACGCCAAGUAACUAUAAUCUUUACUGCUUAUUGUACUGCUUGUGGUUCUAGAAAGCUGUCUCUACAAACUUGGCUUUUACUUUCCUCACAUUUUCUUUAUUUUUGGCUUGAUAUCUGGCAUCUAAGUUCCACUUCCCAUCAUACAUUUUAGGGUUUUGUUGCAUCUUUGGAAGGGUUAGCUAUAGGGUUAGCUAUAGGUCAUCACAUUAUCCUACAGCUCGGUAGGAGAUUGCAUUUUUGCGUUUGACUAUGAAAUAGUUUUUAUGUUCUUUGUGCAGCCUCAGUAAGAAUGUGAAAUGCGUACAACAUUCUUUUGAUCAAUGUUAUUUAAAAACUUGUAAAAAGUAUGCUGAAGAAGUUGCAGUUGCCUUGCUGGUGCAAAUACUGUAAUGUGGUAAGAAUUACUAAAUCGAAAAUCCUCAUGCCUGCUUUUUGCUACCAAAACUAAAUUGGCCUGAUUGUUUCGAUGAUGAUGUCUUAGCCAUUCAACUAUGGUUUUCACCAUGCUUUGCUUUGAGUUUUUCUUUAAGCUCUGCUUGUGCUUGUUACACAUUUUAUUGGAGGAGGGAUAAUAGAAUAUUUACAGAGUAAUAUAUAGUGGAAUCCUUUUAGGAUUAUUGGAGUGAUUGACCUUAGACUAUCCAGGGCUUACACAGAGAGAGGAUCUGUUCCGUUUGUGUUACUUCCAGCAGUUCCAUGUGGAAUGUGAAGGACAUUCAGCUUUUUUACAGAACGGUCUAGACUGCAGGAAGGAUGGCAUGUCAAGCAUAGCUUAUGGAAAUCAUGCAGAGCUUUACAUAUAUACAGAAAAUAAACAAUACAACAAAGUCCUCAUUGUAGGAAAAACUGCUUAAUCCCAUGUGCGGUACAGGCCAUAAUGUUAUUGCAGACAAAUAUGGCUUAAUCAUGACAUGUGACAGGUGUGUAAUCAAACAGAUAAAAGUUUUAUUUUGAAAUUAACAUAAUGUUAAAAUUUUAAUUUCAUGGUAUAAAGCUCACCUCUUUUGACAUUUUAUUGACUUUUUUUCAUUAAUGUAACUGGAAUUGGUGAGUAAGCUAAUUUCUCAAUUUUUGUAAAUCUCAAUAUUUGUUGCUGUUUUGUAUAUUGACAAAUAGGCGUUUACUAGCCGAAGCGGCUCUGCAGAAGCUAGACCUUCCAACUGCUGAACAGGCGUUUGUACGCUGUAAAGAUUACCAGGGCAUAGAGUUUGUUAAACGACUGGGUAACCUGCAGAGUGAGUCCAUGAAACGAGCUGAGGUUUCUGCCUAUUUCGGCAAGUUUGAAGAGGCGGAAAGAAUGUACUUGGACAUGGACAGGAGGUAUGAAUAUGUUAAGAAGGGGAAUGUUUGCCAGUGAGAUGUUGGUUCUCUGGGGCUGCUGAUGUUGUAAUUACUUGUACGUAUGGAAAUUGGAAACAGUGGUAAAUGUGGUCAGCAUUGUGUAUAUUUAAUGGGGAGGUUAUUAAGGUACCACCCAGAUCCCCUGUCUUUAUAAUGAGGAUGCAAAGCAAAAGUUUGGAAAUCCAUCAUCUCUGCCCCUGUCGGCCUUGCUCUUUGAAUGAUUAAUUCAAAAUAUAUAUUUUUCCUUAUCAUAUGACCUUACAUGCACAUCUAUAGUGUGAAAAAUGCAGGAGGCCCAUUGACCAUUAAUCAUUUCACCAUCAAGAGGCGUUAAUGGUUAAAAGAACCUGCCUUUAAGAAGCCGCACAGAGACUUUGCGUAAAAGGAAAUUUCUUUCUCCGAAUGUAGAUUUCAGGAACUCUGGAAAUGACUCACUCUAAUGAGAACAUUUAUAUCUUUUCAGAGAUCUGGCCAUCGGCCUUCGAAUAAAAUUGGGAGACUGGUUCAGGGUAUUACAGCUGCUGCGCACUGGUUCUGGUGAUUCAGAUGACGCGCUGCUGGAACAGGCGUAUAAUGCCAUCGGUGACUAUUUUGCAGACCGGCAGAAAUGGUAAGAAAAAAAAUACAGUUUAAUUGCUGGGAAGUUAAAACAUUUAUAUAUUUUUGCUGCUGAAUGUCUAUAGAAUAAAUUGUAUGCUCACCUGACUUGUGGUUCGAUUAGAGGUUACGUAAAAUAAUUAUAAAUGCAGGUAUUCCUUACCAAAAUAGAUAAAAUACACGUUUUAAACACCUACAUGAUUAACCAUGAAUAGAGAUUAGAGCUUUCUGAACAAUGUACGUGGUUUAUUUGUUAUGAGAUCUGAAUUGUUAAACUCUGGAUAGUCUAAAUUCCACUGCUUGCUUUUGGAUUGCAGGUUAAAUGCCGUACAAUACUAUGUACAGGGCAGGAAUCAGGAACGCCUGGCAGAGUGUUACUAUAUGCUGGAAGAUUACGAUGGCUUGGAAACGUUAACCAACUCACUUCCAGAGAACAACAAACUUCUUCCUGUAAGUCACAAAGUUCUGCCAGGCAUUGGCAGUGUGUGCUACCAGAGAAUAGCUACUGCUAGUUGGGUUAAUGACUGAACCUAGCCAUCACUACAUCAGGAAAAUUCUAGAGUUUAUAUAGUGUUUAUUUCGAGAGAUUAUAUCGAUGGCUGGGAAGAAUGGUAGAUUAGUGACAAUCUUUAUUGGGCUGACUAUUUUUUCAUGAUCUGUACAUAUGUUUCAUGCCUGGGAAAAGGCCCAGUAGACACUGUUUAAGAGAUCAUCACCUACGCAGUGAAAAUUUUAAUGCAUUUUAGGAUUAGGAUCUAGUGACAAGGCUGUGCUUUAGUAUGUUCCUCUAGUUGACCUACUUUAGACCUAGCCAAGGUGGGUGCUUAAUGUUAGGUAUGUGCUUGUCCCAGAGGGAUUACGUGCAAACUAGAGCCUAGUUAGAGAGUAGCUGUAGUUCACUUAGAGCAGAGAUUUGACAGUUUAUCUAAUGCAUCAUUACCCAGUAUCAGUGCACUGCUAAUGGCUAUUACUCAGAGUUCUAUGACUUCCUGCUACAUUGUGAUUUCUGUAUGGAAAGGAGGAUGCAGAGCUGGAUUGCUUUUUUAAUGGAUUGAUUAUGUUUUCUGGUGCAAGAGAGAAUGGUAUUGGCCUCACCAAUAUCACACUAUUAUUAUCCACAUAUUUAAAAUCAACUAAAAAAGUUACUCACUAAAUAAGUGUUACUUAUCAGAAAUUUACAAUUAAUUUAGAGGAGCACUAUAGGGUCAGGAACACAAACAUGUAUUCCUGACCCUAUAGGGUUAAAACCAUCAUCUGGCCACCCUGUCCCCCUCAUGCCUCCCUACAUAUAGUAAAAUCUUACUUGUAUUCAAGUCUGCAGCUUCUUACUUUGUCCCUGUUUCCUUUAGACCUACCCACUGCCAGAUGACAACAUCAGAAGUGGUGGUCUGAGACAAUCACAAUGCUUCCCCAUAGGAUUGGCUGAGACUGAUAAGGAGGCAGAUCAGGGGCAGAGCCAGCACAAUUCAAACACAGCCCUGGCCAAUUAGCAUCUCCUCACAGAGAUGAAUUGAAUCAGUGAAUCUCUAUGAGGAAAGUUCAGUGUCUGCUUGCAGAGGGAGGAGAUACUGAAUGUUUGGAUGCAUUUUAGGCAGCUAUGUCCCAGUAAGGGUCUUUAACAGCCAUCUGGGGAGUGGCUAGGGAAGUUAUCACUAAUCUGUAAUGCAAAUACUGCAUUUUCUCUGAAAAGAGAGUGGUUACAGCAAAAAGCCUGAAGGUAAUGAUUCUACUGACCAGAACAAAUUCAAUAAGCUGUAGUUGUUCUGGUGACUAUAGUGUCCCUUUAACGUUUUAGGCUAAAAUUGCCAAGCUGAAAACAUUGCUAAUUUGGAAACCGUUUCCAAUACAGCUAUUUUAGACUAAAUUGUGAAGUUCUUUUUGAAUUCUCAACAAUUCUUAAGAGCAAAACCCUUCUGUGCAAUCAUAUCUCGAUUUCAUAAAGACACUGUAUCCGCAAUCGCUUGCAUGGUAGAGAAUGCUCACAGAAAACUCAAUGCAUUCGCUAAUCAUAUACUGCUUGCAACAGUUUGUGGUUUUGUUUUUCAUGUGCUCCACAGGAUAUCGCCCGCAUGUUUGUGACCGUGGGGAUGUGUGAGCAAGCAGUGGCAGCAUUUCUUAAAUGCAACUUACCCAAAGCUGCAGUGGAUGCCUGUGUACAUUUAAACCAGGUAGGCAGGUUUAUCAAUAUACAGAAAUACUGAUCGACUUAAAGGAGCACUGUAUCUUCAGUUUGUUGUGAGAGAUCAAAAUGCAUCUUCUUAUAAAGUAUACUUGUUUAACUGUAUAUUAUCGGUUUGUAGACACCAGUGUGUUUUCAAUAUAAUUAUUUUCUGUAAAAGCUUCAGGUCUGUGGAUAAAAUAUUAAAUACUACAACUUUAAACUUUGGUGACCUAAGAUGCCAAUUCCGUGAACAGUAAAAUGACAAGUUCACAACACUUGAAAAAACAAAUCUUGGAGUCGCUGCAAUAGCUUUUCUUAAAAUUGUGGCAAACUCUGAGGGCUUCAAGAUUGUGGUGAUAUUCCAACAUGGCCGCCUACACUUUUCUAUCUUCAGAUAUGUUAGCUUUAGCUUGUUUAGGGCACAAACAUAUUAAGUUGUUGGGAAUAUGGUCUUAAGUUUGAAAUAAAGACAAGGUCAAAAGGCAGACUUUCUUUUAAAGGGAGCCUGCAGCCACAUCUCACCAUGAUGAAAAUAUUAAAGUAACCGUAUCAACUGUAAAAAAGAUACUCAUCUUUGAUUCUUCUAUGCUUGUUGCUGUGGAGAUGUACAGCAUUUAUUAUUUAGGCCUCACCAUUAGUUUCAUUCAUAAAAAGAGUUUGACAUGGAUCAGGGCCGGCCCAAGACAUUGUGACGCCUGGAUCCAAGUAUGAAAUGCAUACACAUGUCCAUCGGGUGGCCCUAAGGGCAGGGCAUGGGUCACCGGAUGGACCCGCACACAGGUUCCCAACCCGUGCGGUGCUGCUGCACUGCCGCCAAGGGUUGGGAAAUCCUGUUUUAGAUUAUGACAGGGGCGGCAAAAUGCCACCCUUGUCAGAGUGCCGCCUGGAGUCGUGGCUCCUGCGCGGUCUAUGGACGGGCUGGCCCUGACAUGAAUGCACACGCUAGGAGACUGGGAAUUAUGUGAUAAGAAUAAAUCACAAUGAUAUGCUCCUGAUUAGAAGCUUAUUCAUUAUGACCUACAGUCCAGAGCCAGCUCAUUUGCUGAGAGCGUUAGUUGAGCUCUCUCAGACAAUGAGCCCUGUGGUGCAUCACUGGACUAGCUUGAUGCAGAGAGCUUCCGGCUUCCAUUCCUAACAUUAAAUAUUCUGACUACUUAUCCUGGGAGAGCACCUAUUAUUAUUAUUAUUAUUAUUAUUAUUAUUAUAAAGCGCCAACAGAUUUUGCAGCGCUGUACAAUUAGUGGAGAACAUACAAUAUACACAGAUUCCGCAGUGCUGUACAAUUAAUGGAGACAAAUACAGACAAAUACAAAAGGUAGAGAGGGCCCAUAUACAAAGUGCAUAGGUAAAUAGCCCGUGAGAGUUCAAUCUAAAGGCACUCACUCCUAGCAUAGGUUAUUCCCCCUUCCCCUCAUUGUUUCCUUUUAACAGACUAUCAUAUUUAUUGUUUCCAUAGCAUAGUAACAGCUCUCAGUGGACUGUGGGCAUUUUGUUUUGCUCCCUGACAUUUUCUGGCCUUACAUAUUCAAUAAAUGGCAAUUUGUGUUUUUAAACUGCUAUUUACUAUUUUUUUUCAUCUUUGUUUCCACUGGUUUAAACUUUGACAUAUAGUUCCUACUUGAAAAUAUUGAAUAAAUCACUUCUGGUUUUGUGUGUAUAUAUAUAUAUAUAUAUAUAUAUAUGUAGCCGUAUUAGUCCAGUGAUGUAUUUUUUUAAAAUUCUUAUCUUGUAAUACCUUUGUCUUAUCUACACUCAUGUCGCUUUAACCCCUGUAUCACAACUCAACUUUGAAUUCUAUGUGUCAUUUUGCUCAGAAAUGCUUCAGACUUGAGAAAGGGAGGUUCUCCCGAAAGCUUGUCAUUAAAAAAAUCUGUUAGUCCAAUAAAAAAGGUAUUGCAAGAUAAGAAUUUUAUCUGUUUUUUACAUAUAUAUAUAUAUAUAUAUAUAUAUAUAUAUAUAUAUAUCAACAAUGUAGUUUUGAUCAUGACCUAAAAGCCACUUUAUGGAUAGAUUUUGCAUAAGUGGACUGUAGUUUAUGACAACAAAUGAUACUUUUAUAGAUUUUAUAUAUUCCCAUAUAUUUGUGAUUUCAUAACAGUCAAUGAAUUUUGUUUUACCUUAGUGGAAUAAAGCUGUAGAACUGGCUAAAAAUCACAAUAUGAAAGAAAUUGGGUCGCUGCUUGCCAAAUAUGCCUCUCAUCUGUUAGAAAAGAAUAAAACGCUGGACGCCAUUGAACUUUACCGAAAAGCCAACCACUUCCUUGAUGCUGCAAAGCUCAUGUUUAAGGUACAGAUAUCUGUAAGAUAAUACUUUGUGCUAUGGUUGUUCUAAUAGCAAUCUGUAUAUAAUAAACUAAAUAGAAAAAAAGAUUUUAAAUAACUUGAGAUAGUGAGCUUUAUAUUUUAUUUCACUUGAAUUUGUACACAGGCCUGGCAUGAAGGACUCUGUCAGACGAUGUAUACAGUGCCUGGCAAGAAGGACUCUGUCAGACGAUGUAUACAGUGCCUGGUGUGAUGGCCUCUGUCAGACGAUGUAUACAGUGCCUGGCAUGAAGGACUCUGUCAGAUGAUAUAUACUGUGCCUGGUGUGAAGGACUCUGUCACAGGAUGUAUACAGUGCCUGGCAUGAAGGACUCUGUCAGAUGAUAUAUACUGUGCCUGGUGUGAAGGACUCUGUCACAGGAUGUAUACAGUGCCUGGCGUAAAGGACUCUGUCAGAGGAUGUAUACAGUGCCUGGCAUGAAGGACUCUGUCAGAGGAUGAAUACAGUGCCUGGUGUGAUGGCCUCUGUCAGACGAUAUAUACUGUCCCUGGCGUAAAGGACUCUGUCACAGGAUGUAUACAGUGCCUGGUGUAAAGGACUCUGUCAGACGAUGUAUGUAGUGCCUGGUGUAAAGGACUCUGUCAGAGGAUGUAUACAGUGCCUGGUGUGAUGGCCUCUGUCGACAUUGUUCAUCAGGGGAGCCCAGUCUGUAGUGGGAUCUUUUUUUGUUAGCCAGGAUAACAUGACCUACCACCAUAUCAGAAGUGGUGCUGGGGAAAAGGCUGUGUCAUUUAUGCUAUUAGUAGAAGCCCCUACUGCAGAACACUUAUAUCAAACAGCCCCUAGUAUGAAUUACAUAUUAAUAUUGUAAGUGGUAUUUAUAAAGUACCAGCAUAUUUCACAGUGCAUAUAUGCCCCUGCUCCACAGUCCCUUAAUAUAUAACACACAAGUCUCAUUCCCAGUCAGACUCGCACUCUCCCAUACAUACAGUCAUACCUACUUUCCCAUAUAUACACACAUGCACACAGUCAUACCCACAGUCUCCCAUACAUACACAUGCACACAGUCAUAACCACACUCUACCUUACAUACAAUCAUGCACACAGUGAUAACCACACUCUACCUUACAUACAUUCAUGCACACAGUUAUAACCACACUCUACCUUACAAACAUUCAUGCACACAGUCAUAACCACACUCUACCUUACAUACAUUUAUGCACACAGUCAUAGCCACACUCUACCUUACAUACAUUCAUGCACACAGUCAUAGCCACACUCUACCUUACAUACAUUCAUGCACACAGUUAUAACCACACUCUACCUUACAUACAUUCAUGCACACAGUCAUAGCCACACUCUACCUUACAUACAUUCAUGCACACAGUCAUAGCCACACUCUACCUUACAUACAUUCAUGCACACAGUCAUAGCCACACUCUACCUUACAUACAUUCAUGCACACAGUCAUAGCCACACUCUACCUUACAUACAUGUAUAACUUUUUACCAUCAUCCAUUGUCUCAUAUCACUCUGUCUCACCUUAUUUUGUCAAUCAUCUUACUACUUAUGUCUCCUCUACCCCCACUCCGCUCUCUCUCUCUGCUACACCUCGAGUUUGAAAAUAAAUCAAUGUAAAAUUAAAAAUAUAUUAAAAAAGUAAGAAACUUUUUUUUUUUUUUUUUAAAACACAUAAAUUGAUAAGCAGCUAAAAGCAUUAAAAUUAGGUGACUAAAUAUUAUAAAUAUAAAGAAAACAAAAUGAUAAGUCUGGUUAGUGCUUAAUAAGAGUACCGAGGACAAAUAUCAAUAAUUUAUCAGCCAUAACUGUUAAAAUAAAUUCCUAAAGCCAUGCAUUUUUUUUAAUACAUACAUAGAUAAUUUGAGUUAAAAAAAAAAAAAAAAAAAGCGCAACAUGAAUAUGGUUAAAUAAAUGUGUGAUAACGGUUUACUAGUUUAACAUCUGUGAAGUAGUGCUGCCCUCUAGUGAAACUCUUACACACUGCAAAUAACUAUACUGGAAUUUACCAACUGAUGCACAGAACUAGUGAAUGCAUGUCCAUAUCUUACAUUUUUUGAGGUGUGGGGAAGUGUUGAUCUUUUUGGAUUGAAAAAUGUAAACAAUGGUGUAAUGUGUGCACCAGCAGGAACAGAUGAUAUGUGUGGAUUUGUUGAUGGCAAAUAAGUAGGGACAUUUUUAACACUGUGUUUUAAAGGUGAUAGCAUGGGAAGUCCCUGGUCCUGAGUAGAUGGUAUUGUUAUUGUAUGUUCAUACAAUAAAUAUUAUAUGACAUAAAAACUUCUGGAGAACCCGCUUCGUCUCCCAAAUAUCCGAUAUCCCACAACCCGGCGUUUCAAUCAAAACCAGGAACCGCCUCAUACUCCAAAGACCUCAUAGGAUGACCAACACGUAUAUACAACUACAUACCCUCCUUCAGGUCAACAAAUUGAAACCAAUUUCUGACCUCACAGUGAGCACCAUGCCACACAAAUUAGAAAUGUUUCACUACUCACGCUUGCAGCAUUUCCUACAAACGCUACCAAUCCCAGACCUAGGUCUAAGAGAGGAAACAAAAUUUGAACGCAUGUGCUCGAUAGACAACCCCAUCCCCAAAAAACUAUCCAAAUGCUACGAACUACUAUUGCCACUACUCUACCCAAGACCUCCAGCCUAUACUCAAAGCUGGAAUGACUACAUCUCCCCCUCAGCUGUCAGAGGAAGACUGGUACCCCAUUUUCCAGAGGAGUGCCUCUGCCCAUACCAGCAUUCCAUUAGUGGAGGCAAACUAUAAAUUUAUACAUACAUACAAAAUAGGUGGAGAAUCUUGGUUCGUUGUACAAUGGCAUAUAAAAUAUAUUAAAGACUGUAAAGACAGAAAAGACACAAUCUAGUGCAAUAUCGUAAAGUGCAAUAGUGGCUUUAAAUAUAGUUUGUAGUGGGUACUUACAAACCAAGAGCCAAACGAAACUGGCUCAAUUUGGACGCCUGUGGGAUAGUUGUUAGGGUUCCCACUCCCUCUCUGUGUAGCAGCUUGUUCUGUAUCCCUUAUAUUAAAUAAGGAGAAGGGACCAUAUCCACAGAUCUGAAUUCUUCUUUAAUAAAAAAGGAAAAUACAUAAAAAAUACAAUCCCACUUAGGGUAAAAAGUGGGAUUGUAUUUUUUAUGUAUUUUCCUUUUUUAUUAAAGAAGAAUUCAGAUCUGUGGAUAUGGUCCCUUCUCCUUAUUUAACAUAAGGGAUACAGAACAAGCUGCUACACAGAGAGGGAGUGGGAACCCUAACAACUAUCCCACAGGCGUCCAAAUUGAGCCAGUUUCGUUUGGCUCUUGGUUUGUAAGUACCCACUACAAACUAUAUUUAAAGCCGAUAUUGCACUAGAUUGUAUCUUUUCUGUCUUUACAGUCUUUAAUAUAUUUUAUAUGCCAUUGUACAACGAACCAAGAUUCUCCACCUAUUUUGUAUGUAUGUAUAUGUUUUAACUUUCAUGUGGAUUGAGGGAUUACCACGUAGGUGUUUGUGAGUAAUUUGGUGUAAGUUGAAAUCACCCGCUGUAACUCAGUAAUUGUAUUACAUUGCGCAAACUAUAAAUUGCUUGCGAGGUGUUAUUACACACUUAGACACCCUAAACUUCGCUCCAGAAAGCACAGGCCUUUGCUGGCGCUGCGAGAAGGACACUGGCACACUCUAACACCUUUGGUGGCAAUGCAACCUCAUAACUGGGUACUGGAGGGAAGCCCCCCUUUCCCCCCACCCCCCCCACUGUCCACAGUUAUUCACCCUGUUAUCUUCACUCCCCACCCUCACGGAGGGGCUGGUUCAUUAUCAGAUUUGUUAAACAUCCAAUACAAGGGAGCAGGACUACAAACCCCCCUUAGAUAACAGAGUAUUUUCCCCCAAAUAGCAACAAGAUGUAAACAUUGAAUCAAACUCUCUCCAUAUCUUUACCAUGUCAUGCUUAGGGACACAAAUUUGACAUGUAGUAACAGAUGUAUACCCAUAUCAUAUUAUUUUUCACCAUGUAUUGCAUGUUCUACAAAUAUGGGAGAUAAUGGAUGUGCAAAUGUCAUGAAUGUCAUAUACCAACCCUCUGUUUGUAAUAAAAAUGUAUAAUUAAAAAAAAAAAAAACUGCUGGAGAAUUUACAGUGGAAAAAGAUGUGUGAUAGCCCCAUUACAGCAGCUACAAUGAUUUCGAUCUGAAAUUCACAUUAAUGCCUUUUUUCUAGAUAGCAGAAGACGAGGCAAAAAAGAGGACAAAACCCCUACGUGUUAAAAAGCUUUAUGUCCUGGCAGCUCUCCUAGUGGAACAAUACCAGGAUCAGAUGAAGAACACGCAAAAAACAAAACUUAAAGGGAAGCAAACAGAGGUAUGAAAAUCCUUGUGUUUUCAUGAAUGGCAGGUGUUUUUUCCUAGCUGAAUAUGUGUACUAUUGCUGGCAAUGCUCUGUGUACGUCAGUAGCUGCCCAUAUAGGUAGAUCAUAUAUAAAUACAUUUAUAUAUUUCACCCUAGUGGCUAUGAGCUACCUAAGGCCUUGAUUUAAUAAACUUUCAAAAUUAAUCAAACUUUCAGAAUUAAUCAAUAAUGUUAGAUUCCAAAUAUUUGAAUUAUUUAUCUACAAAAAUUUCCAUAAAAUUUAAUGCUAAAUGCAAAAAAGAGAAAAAUAUGCUGGCUUUCCAAAGCUCAAUAAGGAAAAUUUAUUGGAACCAAGAAAACUGCAAAAUGUCAACUUCAGAAUGGGUCUUUGUCAAGCUGAAACGUUGCUGGUUUCUCUUCCUUGGAUUUAAUAUUGUACAGGGAUUUUUCUAGCCCCUGGUUUGGUUGCACCCAAUUAUUCUACUCUCUUGAAUGAGUGCAGUUCCUUCAUAUUUGUUGGUCUAUCUAUAAACCUUAAUGGAGACUUUUGUAGUUAAAUAAUUUGGGUGGUUUUUCUAACAGUAUUGAAUCAUUUGGAUAGCUUGUUAAAUUAAAGCCUAAAUUGGAAAUCUAAAAGUGGCACACUGGUUUAUAAUGGCCCUGUUACCCUGAGUCUGGUAGCACAUGUAUCGGUCAAACAAUAUUUGGAUGCACUUUUCUUUUCCUUAGCAUUGUGUAGAUGUCCCAUACAUCUACAGAAACACAUUGCCUGCAGCCACACACAAUACAUCAUUAAUAUUUAUUUUUAUUGCGCUGACAAAAAGACAAAUAGAGUGAGCUCUUCCUGAUGGUCUCAGCUAAGGAAGUGAGACGGGGGAGGGGCAGAGCCAAUCAGCAGUUCUUCAUAGAGAUUCAUUGAAUCAAUGCAUCUCUAUGGGGAAAGUUCAGUAUCUCCAGUCUGCGCAGGUCUGCUGGCACUGGCUCCACCCCUGAUCUGCCUCCUUGGCUGACAUCAUUAGAAUUGAUGAUCUCAGCCAAUCACAAUGCUUUCCUAUAGGAAUUUGGCUUCCACUUUAACAUGGGUAACCCCCUCUCGUUCCCUCUCCCCCCAUGUUCUUCCUAGAAAUAUUUAAAUUAGUUCACUGUUUCUUUUUUUGUACUAGUGAAAUAUCUUCAACUUUGUAAAAUUGUAGCUUUAUCAUUGGGAUUGUGACGAGAUGACAGAGUGAUUGCCCAUUUUUGGCUGAGAAAGCAGAGCUGCACAAUUCUAGAACUUCUCAGUUUGGCUGUUUCACACUUGCAUAUAUAUAUCUCCCUUUUUAGUUCUCUACAUUUUCUGGUUUAAAGAAAAAUUGUAUGAAUUUAGAAUCAUUGUUUAGGUAGGCAGAAAUUGUAAAUUUGAAUAUAGCCCUCAAAAAUCUGUGUGGGAAAACCACCGAUUUGAAACAGGUGCUUCCCAUGAUAUAAAUCACUGACGGAUAUUCUGUUUUUCAGGCUACAUCUGCCUUGGCUGGGUUGUUGGAAGGAGACCGCAUGUUAUCAGACAGUCGAAUUAUUGACAACCCUUGGCGUGGAGCCGAAGCUUAUCAUUUCUUUUUGCUCACUCAGAGGAUGCUGUAUAAAGGCUAUGUGUCUGUCGCUAUGAGGACAGGUGAGAUCAAGGGAUUGCGUAUUUUAAAAUAAAUACAAGUGAAAAUCUUUGUGUUGCUCAUGCUGCACUAAAAAUUAGUCGUUUAUGUUUAGCCCAACCUUGUUUUUUGUAGAAAUUUUUAUAUAUAUUUUUACAUUUUUUUAAUGCAAUCUUGUGUUAUGAUUAGCUAAAUCUUUACAUUAGUUUUUACUUUGUUUUCCUUCCCAAAUGCAGCAAAGUACAGUUUUUUUUUUUCUUCAACCAAACAAUUUCAGUUACUGUGGCCUAAAAUUUUAAAUUCAAUUUAACGCAUUAGUGAAUAACCUUACAAGUGUUACAUACAACAAGUUAAAAUACAUUUCGAAAACAGAGAAAAGUUAUUUAGAAUGACAUUAUUGAAACUGCAUAUAAUAAAUUGUGAAGUAAUAAUAUAACGAAAUAGAAGCAGUUAUAUCAGCAUGCCUGGAUCAUUGUGAAACAGUGACAUUGAAAUGACAAUGCUCUUUAUUUGGUUGUGUUACAUAAUGUAACAGGCUGAACGCUGUGAAACAGAUUUUGAGGUUGCAAGUUGGAUAGACUAAUAGAGGGAUCCCUUCCUAAUGGGAUAGCCUUCUCUUUGCAUUAAUUCUUUGCUUUUUCAUUUUUAGCUCUUUAUCUGAGAGAUUACGAAGACACCAUUCCGGCAGUAGAAAUCUAUUCCCUUUUGGCCCUGUGUGCCUGUGCUAACAGAGCAUUUGGUACAUGUUCCAAGGCCUUUAUCAAACUUGAGUCUUUGGAGAGUUUAAACGCUGAACAGAGGCAGCAAUACGAAGAUCUUGCUCUGGAAAUUUUCACCAAACACAGUCCUAAAGAUGACUCGAAAUCCGAACCUGACAAUUUCCCUGAAGGGUAUGUUAACUUAUUGUUGUGUAACAUAAGGCAAUAUUGAAACCAGAGGUGGUCAGAAGUAGAUGGCCAAGCUGUCUCAUGGGAGGUGCAUUUCUACAAAGGUUGGGGAUCUACCUAGUGGCCACUCCUGGUUUAAACUUUAGGUUUAAAAUGUAUACAUGUGGUUUAAAUUAUAUUCUACUAGAAUCAAGUUGCAGUCCCAGUGGGCUUUAGAGCUCUGCAGGUUAACAUUUAUGUGCAAACAAAGCAAAAUGAUUUGGUGUAUCACUCUUUAAACGUCCAAAAUGGCCGAUGUUGCUAGAAUGUAAUGCCACUCACCAUAUCUGUCUUGCAUCUGUGCAAGAGUGCACAUUUAUUUUGGUAGAUCAAUGCUUACCUAGUGAUAAGAAAUCUCUUUGGUGAUGUCUAUUGUUUGACUCUGUUGCACAGAGUGUUUUGCACUCUAUCCUGGAGACCCAACUGUUUAUUAAGGCAGAGUGAGUAGAAAAUGGAGAACAAUGAAUGGAGGUGAGCAAACAUUGUUCCCGCAAAAUCCAUUAGAUCAUUAGGGUCUACUAAAUUAAGCCAUACCCUUAAAGGUAAGUCACAGUCAGGCGACGAUGUAUUGUUCAUGCACAUGGCCUACCUCAUUGCAGUUAACUUUUUGAGUCAAGGUGUUUCCCACAGCAAAAAUGGCUGCCGGAGUCCUCUUGUACAUGGUUUAAUGUUUUUUCUCUUUUAGAGAGGAAUGUUAAAGGAUCACUAUAGGGUCAAGAACAGAACCAUGUAUUCCUGACCCUAUAGUGUUAAAACCACCAUCUAGCCCCCCUGGGCCUCUCAUGCCUCCAUAAAUAUAGCAAAAUCUUACUGUAUUCAAGCCAGAAGCUGUAACUCUGCAUGCUGUUUGCCUCAACAACAAAAAAAACAAGCAGUCUGCUGACCUCAUCAGAAGUGGUAACCUGAUCCAAUCACAAUGCUUCCCCAUAGAAUUGGCCGAGACUGACAAAGAGGCAGAUCAGUGGCAGAGCCAGCAGAAUUCAAACACAGUCCUGGCCAAUCAGCAUCUCCUCAUAGAGAUGAAUUGAAUCAAUGAAUCUCUAUGAGGAAAGUUCAGUGUCUGCAUGCAGAGGGAGGAGAUACUGAAUGUUUGGAUGCAUUUUAGGGAGCCAUGACCCAGGGAGGAUCUCUAACAGCCAUCUGAGGAGUGGCCAGUGAAGUUAUCACUAGGCUGUAAUAUAAACACUGCAUUUUCUCUGAAAAGACAGUGCUUACAGCAAAAAGCCUGAAGGUAAUGAUUCUACUCACCAGAACAAAUUCAAUAAUCUGUAGUUGUUCUGGUGACUAUAGUCUCCCUUUAAAGGGAGGUUCCUUCCAGACUGUGCAACAGUCUUAUAUUAUAUCUUUUAUUUUCUCAAAUGUAAUAAAAAAAACAUGUUAAGCUUUACAUCACAGUGUGUAAUAAAAAUGCUUUUUGUUUCCUGCAGUGGUGAUGGAAAACUCCCAAUAUGCAUUGCAUCAGGAAAGCCCAUUACGGAGUACCAGUUCUGGAUGUGCAGCGUGUGCAAGCAUUGUGCGCAGGAGCGAGAGAUCACUUCCUACAGCUUCUGUCCUCUAUGCCAUACCUUGAUAUCAUAACUCUGGAUUAUGCUACAAGUUGUGCUUUAAACAUUCAAACAUCAGAUUCCCCCUUGAACAGGGGGUGUAUAAAAUACUUAAUGCAGAGCUGCAUUUAUUUUAUUGCACUGAGAUACACAUGCACUGUGAAAGGUGCAAUUUAAUCUCCCUUGCUUAACAUUUUUUCAAAAGUUGCACUUUUUUAUUAGAAGAGCGCCAUAUUAAUUUAUAUAUUGUUUAUACUGAUUGUACAAGGUAGAAAAAAAUACUUUCUUAUAUGUUCAUUAGUAUUAUAGGACACUGUGAGCACUCCAAUGAUUAAAGCACAUUUUAAUGGUUAGAUGCUAUGAAUCUCUGGGCACUGUCCCCUGGUUCUCUGUAACAUUAGUAGUUUGACAGAAACCUAAAGGCAAGUUGCAGUCAUUGAGCAGCCAGCAAAGGGACAUUAGGAUUAGUGUAAACUGAGGCCAUAAGAUUAUAAAAUCAGAAUCAUUACAAUGAGCUGUAGUGGUUAUGGUGCUUUAAGUGCCCCUUUAAAUUGUUCAGACUAUAGAUUGGUAAGUGUCUAGAGAUGUAGUUGAACAGGCAGGGCUUUCCAACACUGUACUAUACACUUGUUACUAUCAAAUAUGUAUAUAUAAUUUUUGAGCAUUUGUGCAUUCAAAUGAACACAACCAUUUGGGACUAAAAAGCUCUUUCUCUAGUGUUUAUUUGUUCAUUUAAAGGGACACUAUAUUCACCAGAACAACUACAGCUUAUUGUAUUUGUUAUGGUGAGUGUAAUCAUUUCCUUCAGGCUUUUUGCAGUAAACACUGGCUUUACAUUACAGCCUAUAGAUACAUCCACUGGCCACUCCUCAGAUGGCUACCAGAGGUGUUUCCUGGGGCAGUGCUGCACACUUCAUUCACUGUCUCCACCCUCUGCAUGGAGACACUGAACUUUCCUCAUAGAGAUGCGUUGAUUGAAUGCAUCUCUACAGGGAGAUGCUGAUAGUCCAGGACUGUGUUUGGCUUGUGCUGGCUCUGUCCCAGAUAAGCCUCCUUGACAAGCUCAGCCAAUCCAAUGCUUUUCUAUGUGAAAACAGUGUCAUUGGCUUUUGAUUAAUUCUUCUGAUGAUGUCACCUAAGCAGGCAGUUCAGGGGCAGAGGCAGCAGCAGACUGGAAUAAAUUAAAAUGUUGCUAUAUUAAGGGGUGGGGGGGGGGAAAGGUGAUUAUAACACUAUAGGGUCAGGACUACAUGUUUGUGUUCCCGACCCUAUAUGUGUUCCUUUAAAAUAGGUUUGGCUUAUUUACUAAACAGUGAAUUAAAAAAUGAAUUUCUAACAUUAAAGCCAAAAUAACCUUAUUAGAAAAAGUAAUUCUUCAAUUCCAGCAUAUUACCAGCCUGACCAUUUUGACCUAAAUAUGAUUUUAAAUUUUCAGCAUUCCACUGUUUAUUAAAUAAACCCCAGUAAUGUUCUAAUAAACAAUAUAUUAAUGUAACAACCGUCACACUGCAGUGUUAGUGUGGGAUUAUAGAUCAAAAUCCUACGUAACAUAGUCCACUUCAUGUAUUAGGAAACCUGGGGCAUAGUUAUACAGGAUACAGGACUAAGAGAAACAACCUGGCUAUUCUCAACAAAGGCUGAAAACUAACAGAUUUGUUUGACUUGUCAUGUAGAAGGUCAUCUGGAAUAUGUACUAAGUCACUUCUGGGAGAAUAAAACCUAUUCAUCAUUAUGAUCAAUAAGAUAUUCCUCGGGGUAACAUUGUGAUUAUUUUCUGUUGCGUGGAUUUUAAAGGCCUGUUCGGAGAUUAUGUAGAAAAAGAGUGACCACACUUUGCCCUUCAACAAUUGUUGUAACACAUUUCCCAUAAUUCUCAGCAUGUUAAAGAAUACCAGAAUUAGGGAAACAUGCCCUAACAAUAGCUGGGGAAUGUAGAAUGCAGAACCAUAUGCAACAUUAGAGUAUAACCAGGAGUUAUUGACAUUUUACAUGGUAAUUAUAAAUCUUAGGACACAAUAGCUGAAAACUAUACAUUCUCUAACUCUAUUUUUACGCUAUUUUACCAGGGCAGCUAUGUACGCCUAAAGCUUGCUAUUCCCUUUCAGUACUAGAGAAUUCCUGGUGUUGUGAAUUGAACUCUUUAUGUGUCUGUUACUAACCCCGCUUUUCUAAAAUAAAAAGAUUUACUGAAGGGGUAAAUGGCACUGGUCAUGUUAAACUUCGACAGGGUCACAGUACCCGAACUGGAAAAUAUCCCUAUGUCCUCAAUGCUUCCAGUUCAGCGGUUUUUUAGCCAUAAAUUUGAAAUUCACCUGAAGAACUAUUAUACCAUUUAAACGUGUAGCGGUGGCUCUGAGUGGAGGUUUGGAUACACAAAAUGCUGUGUGUAUGACACAACACCAAGCCCCCUGUAUCAUGCUCCUCUCUUCCCAUUACAAUAAGCAGAUCCAAGAGAAGUGUUCGGGAUGGCUGAAAAUGACUUUGUUGGGUUGUUUAUGGCCUAAUUCUGGUUAUUAUUAGGGCAGUUCUGGAUGGCUGCUGGGAACCUCGAUUACACUACUUUAUUCUUUACAAUUUUCUCCCUUGUGAACAUUCUCAAGAAUGUCAAAUUCUUAUAAAAUGUAAUGUAAAAUAUAUGUGAAUAUUUAUAAUAAAAUGAUGUGUUGUUUUACCAAC